Molecule: messenger RNA, 52032 nt
Organism: Pelobates cultripes (western spadefoot toad)
Lineage: Eukaryota; Metazoa; Chordata; Amphibia; Anura; Pelobatidae
Source: the annotation of a GenBank genome assembly
GGCUGCCGCCCGCUGGCUGCGUGCGCUUCACGUUAGGCUGCGCCUCCCCCUUUCCUUUUCUCUUGCUUGGCUGAGGGGUCGGAGCCGCCGCCGGUCCCCCCCCCCCGUCACCCGCCCGGGCGAGCCACGGCAAGAUGGCGGCGGUGAGCGGGGUGUCGGUCGUGGCCCGGCUGGAGGGCCGCGAGUUUGAGUACCUGAUGAAGAAGCGCUCGGUGACGGUAGGCCGGAACUCGUCCCAGGGCUCGGUGGACGUGAGCAUGGGCCACUCCAGCUUCAUCUCCCGCCGGCACCUGGAGAUCUUCACGGCCGAGGAGGGCGGCGGCGAGUUCUACCUGCGCUGCCUGGGCAAGAACGGGGUGUUCGUGGACGGCGUGUUCCAGAGGAGAGGGGCCCCACCGCUGCAGCUCCCCCGAGUGUGAGUCACAGAGCCCCCCAUAACGGGCUGGCCCAGAGCCCCCCAUAACGGGCCGUGCAGGGACCGAUGGGGGGGCGGGGGGCGGACACACCGACAUGGAAACUGGGGGGGGCACAACGACAUGGAAACUGCAGGGGGGAGACCACCACUACACACAAGGGGGGGAGGGGAGAGGGAUUGCAAGAGAGGGGGCCCCCCCAUGCUGAGUGCAAGAGGGGAGGUGGUAUAAUAAGAGAAGGGGGGGGGCUCUCAUGCAGAGGGGAGGUGGUAUAAUAAGAGAAGGGGGGCUCUCAUGCAGAGGGGAGGUGGUAUAAUAAGAGAAGGGGGGCUCUCAUGCAGAGGUACAAAGUGGAGGUGGCAUAAUAAGAGAAAGGGGGUCUUUGUACAGAGGGGAGGUGGCAUAAUAAGAGAAGGGAGGCCUUUGUAUAGAGUGUAGGUGGCAUAAUAAGAGAAGGGAGGCCUUUGUACAGAGGGGAGGUGGCAUAAUAAGAGAAGGGGGGCCUUUUUCAGAAGGGAGGUGGCAUAAUAAGAGAAGGGAGCUCUCAUGCUGAGGGAGGUGGUAUAAUAAGAAGGGGGGCUCUCAUGCAGAGGAGGUGGUAUAAUAAGAGAAGGGGGGGCUCUCAUGCAGAGGUGGUAUAAUAUAAGAAAGGGGCUCUCAUGCAGAGGGAGGUAAUUAUAAUAAGAAGGGGCUCUCAUGCAGGGGGAGGUGGCAUAAUAUAAGAAGGGGGCUCUCAUGGGGGAGGUGGUAUAAUAGAAGGGGGCAGCACUGUAUAGAGGGAGUGGCACAAUAAGAGAAAGGGGCCUUUUCAGAAGGGAGGUGGCAUAAUAAUAAGAGAGGCUCUCAUGCAGAGGGAGGUGGCAUAAUAUCUGAGAAGGGGCUCUCAUGCAGAGGGAGAGUGGCAUAAUAGAGAAGUGCUCUCAUACAGAGGGAGGUGGUAUAAUAAAGAAGGGGCCUUACUCUGUACAAGUGGAGGUGGCAUAAUAAGAGAAGGGGUCUUUGGCUGGGGGAGGUGGCACUUAAUAGAGAAGGGAGGUGGCAUAAUAAGAGAGGGGAGGUGGCAUAAUAAGAGAAGGGGGGCUCUCAUGCAGAGGGGAGGUGGCAUAAUAAGAGAAGGGGGCCCUUUGUACAGAGGGAAGGUGGCAUAAUAAGAGAAGGGGGGCCUUUGUACAGAGGAGAGGUGGCAUAAUAAGAGAAGGGGGGCCUUUUUCAGAAGGGAGGUGGCAUAAUAAGAGAAGGGGGGGAGCCCUCAUGCAGAGGGAUGGUAUUGCUUAUAGGAGACGUAUUGGUAGAAACAUUAGUGCAGUGGGAAUAAGAGAGGGCGCAUUUAUGCUCAUAGGUGAUAGGAAACAAAAGGAUUUUAUCAUCUAUCCAUCAUCUUUGUAAAGGGACAUUAGAAGUGCCCUCCCUUAUGGUGCAUCACUCCAGUAUGUCAGAUGCACCAAAGGGGGUGCUGAAUGGGGCCUGAUCAUUGGGCAAAGGGUAAUGCAGGGUUCCAUUGAACAGGGCUGUAUCUGGAACUGAUAGGGUUAUUAAUAUUGGAGGGUAAAUGUACUUGCUGAUUGGAGUAAUGGGAGAGGAGUGCCAUUUAUGUUAUCUGUCUUUCUGCCAAAUUCAGUCCUUCAGGCUUUGAACACUGAAGGAAGUUAGUUAUCUGUUUGUUUUUGUUUUUUCCUGCCCACAUUGUGUUUUGUCUCUUUUCUCAGAGUUGGUGAUGAAAAUGUUUGGGUUUACAUUGGUUUCUGUGUACUUUAUAGGAAUUAUUUUUCAGGUAUGUGCAAGCCCAGCAACAAUACUGAGGCCAAAAUGCCAGCGAGAUGUCACAAGCCACCAAAACAAUUUUUUUUUUUUUGGCUUGGAUUAAAUCCUGGCAUGCUUUCAUUCAUUCACUAACUGCAUCACAUGGUUGAGAUAGUAGGAUAAUAGGCAGUGCAAUGUUUACAGUUUGAACUCCCAAGAUGCACUUGGCUUCUGACUUGUGUGAUAGCUAUGUUCAUGUGCUUAUCCAUUACAUUGUGUUUCCUGUUUAAUCAAACUUCAUUUUUGUGUUUGGUUCUUCGUCCAUGUGUUUAAAAUUUUGAUUAGCUGCUUAAUAAUGAAGUGCUGGCUCCUUUAGGAAGGUUGCAAGUGAUACUGCCUUGUCAUUGUGUAGUCACUCAUAGUGUGUACUUGUGUUGCGUAUCUUACGAACACAUCUAUUGGCUCUCACUUGCUGCAAGAUAGUAUUCCUGCUGCCAUUAGCAUUAUUGUACAUGAUUUUACAAAUGCCUUUUUACUUAGGAAACCUGUUAAAUCUUGAGUACUUGUAGUUUGCUCUCUCUGAGUACAUAUUGAAGGGAUAUUUUGCUCGCCUGCGGAGUGGUUGCAGUGUUUAACUUUUUUAGAAUGCUACAAAUGUGUUUCUUACCCUUGUGAUACUCCUAAAUUGUCUUGGCAGAGAAUAACUGUAUAUCAUAUAUUGUCAUCUAAAGAUUGUACAGGAAAGUAAAUAUGAUACUCUGUUGCUAUUGCAUGCUUGCGUUAUGCAAACCAAUGUUCAUACAUCUUGAUCUGUUAUAGCUUGCAGUCUGAGCACAUGGAAAGAGUAGACUUUGUUGAAAAUAAUAGAAAAGUGGGGCAAGGUUCUAAAAGUGGAGCAGUCUCCGUGGAAACUAGUGGAAUGUUCCUGUUGACCCCUUUUGAAUUCCAAUGUGAUUGCUCCAUGUUUAGAGCAUUAACUAAUUGCAACUUUUUUUUUUUUUUCUUUAACUGAAUCCAUUGUUAUUGUAACAUCCAAAUUCAUUGUUAUAUCUCCCUUGUGCUUUGCUUGGUUAUAUUUACGGGAGCAAUCUGGUUUUAUACACGUAAUCACAGUGAGUAUUUUGCAUACUUAAUGUCCUUGAAUGAACAAAUGUUGCUUUUAUUUACAUAUUCGUUGAUUGGCAUGACCUUGUUUGUCAUUUUCUUCUGAUUCAAACAUUGUUUUUCAUUUUAUAGUAUUCACUGAAAACAAGGUAUUUUAUAUCAUUGCCUGUUGCAUGUGAGAGACUAUAUACUUCUUAUAGAUAUGCCUGAUGGAUUAAACUCUACAUAGGUCAUUACAUGCUACUUAAGGAGGGCUUUAAAAGCCCAAAAUUUUAAGUGAGAAAUACUUAGAAACUAUUAUAGAUGACACACUAAGCAAAACACUGGUUAAUGUCAGUAAGGUACAGUCAUGUAUAGAAAUGUUUAUAAAAACAUUUUUAAAACACCAUAAUCACUUCAGCUUCUUUUAAUGCCAGGUGUGCUCUGGCACCAUCCUUUGGUAGGUUGUCAAAUUGGCUUAGUGUGGUUUGACUGCACACUUUGCUUUCAUGAAGCGCCUACGCUACAUCUGUUCUUCUCUAGCAGGACACCCCGGUAAGUUGUCAGACCAUGCUAAAACUAUUUGACAUUUUAUAGGGCACUUCGGGCACCAUAACCACUGCAGCGUGUUGGAGUGUUCCUUUUAUUCACAUGAUAAAUAUAUUUUGUCUUUUUAUGAACAGAUGGAAGGACUUCAGUUUCAGUGUGCUUUGCAUCUUGCGCAUUGUGUUUAUAGAAAGCUAUAGCAGAACUUUUAAAAGUUGGUACAAAGUUAGAAGAAUGGAAGGCUAGAAUGUAAAUUUUUUAUUUUUUUGUUUGCUUUAGAAAGACAUGAGUGGAUAAGACUGCACUAUACAAAUAAAUACUGGGCCUCUGUUCCUCCCCCUGUAAUCUGUUAAUUAACAGGACUCUACUUACAUACUUCUAUGUGAUACAUUCUCUCUCCUUCCUCACAUAUUUUGUACAGUGCACAAGAAAGAUUGGUUGUCUGUGCAUUUUUUAUGAAGAUGUUUGAGCUGCAGUCUUGGUUAGUUAGCAAUCUGUCCUUUUCCUUUUGUAAAACAAAUACGUUUAACUGCCCGUACCUUUUUUUUAAGAACACGUGAUUCAAGCAUGUUUCUGAGUGUCGACCUUUGAUUCUGACAGCAGUAUCUCCUGUUUGUCCCUCCCAUUCCCAACAAUAAUUUUCCUCUGGUUGAUUAUGCCGAUUUGGCUGUGAUUUCAGACUGCCCCCACUCACCUUAAUGCAGUUGUGGCCUUCCACCUGCAUCCUAAAGAGCUUGGGAGUGUGUGCAAUACUGGCAGCCUAAAGCUUCACCUAUCAGUUUAACGUUAAACAUGACUCAUUACACAAAUUGCUCAUUAAAGUUUUACUUUCUGUGGUUUAUUUAGCAAGAUUUCUGCAGAGCCUUAGAUUGUUCUAUUUAACGAUUUUUAUAUCCUAAAUUGAGCAGCCAUACACUGUGCACGUUUUACUAGGUUUGCUAAUAUUUUGCUUGAAGACACUCGAACACAAGGCUUUUGUGAGUUUUGGUCUUGCUUAGAUCAUAGAUCUUAAAGGGACACUAUAGGCACAAAAACAACCUUAGUUGAAUAAAGCGGUUUUGGUGUGUAGAUCAUGCCCCUGCUGUCUAACUGCUCAAGUCUAGUUAAAUCACUUUGUUUACACUGCCUUAGUUACACCUCCCUUCAUGUAAUGUACACAACCUUCCUAAACACUUUCUGUAAAAAGAUCUAUUGUUGCUACUUUCUUUUUUGUACAUUCUGUUUAAAUUAGAAUUUAUCUCCUGCUGUAUUGGUAGCCUGCUAGAGCCUUAAUUUGCGUCCUGUAUGUGAUUAAAGCACAAUUUGCACUGCAGAAGACAUAGACUACUAAAAGUUGAUACUUAAAAAUAAAACCAUUAUUUUCAUGCAGGCUGUUUUAGUCACAGCCAGGGGAGGUGUGGGUAGGCCUGCAUAAACACUAUAGUGUUAGUGAUACAUGCUUGUGUUCCUUUAAGCUAAGGUUGUCUUGAUGCCUAUAUACCUUUUAAAUAUAUAAUUCAAAAUAGGGUUUCUAAACUUUAAUGUUUGGUAGUUGUUCCCUACAAGGAAUUAAGUGGUUUUAUCAAUAUUACACAGGUCUGAGCUGAAAUAUAUUUGUUACAACAUAUACCCACAUCUUUUGUGUGUGUGUGUGUGAAGCAGGUUGUUUAGGAAGUUGAUAAGAUGUUGCAUGAAUAAAAAAAAUCUCCAAUUGGCUCCUUUUGUAUCUAGCACUUGGUCUGCAAACAUCACAUGGCAAUACAGAUAAAUGCAGAACCACCGGAUGUCAUUGUGGUGCAGUGUUGUGCAUUGCUCCCCUGUGUUUCACUGCCUGAAUCCUAUCACAAGGCCUCAAAGGAACACUGAGAAGCCAUUGCACAAGGUCAAUGCACACACGGCUUUAGCUUGAAAUAGUCUGUGAAUUGGUCAUUCACACUGCUGGGCCUGCGAAAUCCCGCUAUCCCAAUCAACUCUACUGCCCUUGAGUUCCCCUUGUCCGUUUUUGGUACCCCUAUCCACAAAACUGCACCUCCCACCUUACUGACUGCAAAUUCCAAUGAAAAUAUGCACUUGCAUAUAAUCAGCACAGCAUCGAACAUGGCAUAUAGUGUUAUCCCAUUUCCUAUAUGCAACAAACCCCAGUGUGGACAAUAUCUGUAUAACCCCAUGCUAGAACAAAAUGACAUUUCUUCUGAAUAUUCUGGAAGUUUCUCCUGCUGUCACAGGAUUUUCCUGAAAUGAUUGUGUACAUCUAUCAGCCUACGCCGGCAUGUACAUUUGUUUACCCCAGGACUGCCUGGCAAUGCUAAAACGAUACACUUGCAGAAUGAAAGCAAGAUUUGUUUCAUAUUUAAUAUGCUUUUUUUUUUUUUUUUUUUCCUCUAAGCAUUUUCUGUGUGUGCAUAGCAGCACUGUAGUGUCAGAGAGCAAAAUAUAGAAAUAAGCAGAGAACAGCUUGCUUCCUGAGACCUGCAUGUAAAAUGCAUGGUUUAAUAAAGACAAUAGGGGAUAUUUGUCUUAAGAUCUGAAAUGUACAGCAAGUUUUGAAAGUGAAGACAUAAACAAUGGAAAAUGCAUAUUAUUGUUUUGUGCCAGAUUUCUGAACAUUCGACUUUGACGAACCUCCCCAUGAGUUUAUAUUUUAGCCCCAGGUCUCAGUGGAGAGUAAAAUGUUGACAAUUUCUUUUUUGUAUUUGAUCACUGUUUUGUAAGCAAGUUUUGUUUUUGUUUUGUUUUUUAGUUGGAGAAUAUUCAUGAAAAGGGGUGUGUGUUUGUGUGUAUGUAAACACGCACUAUUUGCAUGCUACAAACUGACCUUUGUAUUUACCAAAGUGUUUGUAUAAGACCAACAUCUUACCAUAGAUGGUAUUUAUGUGACAAUAACAAUCAAACUGAAGUACUAUAAGUGCAAACUAUUUCUACUAAGGCUUUACAACUAGGCUGUCUGUAAACCACCUGUUAAGGCGGCAAACCUUUAAUUUUGUGCUGCAUUACACAAACUGUUGUUGUUUGCUAGGACUGUGUUUUGGACCUUCUCUGGAAGCAAAAACCUUGAACAGCAACAUGUGAACAGUCCCCUCUGUGAGUGCAGCCAGGGGUGUGAUGUGUCAGCAGGGAGUGAAUGCAGCCGUGGCAACCAUAUAUAAACAAUGCAGAAAGGCAGCCUUAUCCAAUGUUGCCAUGUACGGGAUGUUUACACUCUCCUCCCCUCCCACCCUCUGUGGGCACAGCUUGUUUGUGACUGGAGCUCAGAUCCCUCCCUCCUACCUCCAAGCUAAUUUCAGCUUUGUUUACACCAGGCACUGCUACAAAUAAACAGCUGUCCGUGUUUUCCAUAUACAGAACAAUAGGGAUUUGCAGAGCAAUGUUUAUAUCCAAUGCAUAUCAAAGAAUGUUCUGUAUAGAGAGGAUUAAAGGAGAACUCCAUUUUAUUUAACGUUUUAGUACUGUGCACAUGAACUAGCACUUUCCCCUUUUCAUUGUAAAAAGAUCAACAUGACUUUGUAAAGCGUUUCCCUUGAUAAAAUGUGUAGUUGUUUGUUUUUGUUUUUCUGUUAUAUUAUUUUUUUUAUUGUUUACAUUGCCAACCUAUUUAACUGCUGAAAUAUACAAACACGUUGUUCUAAAUAUUAGCAAGCUCUAAAUAAGAAUUCUGUGACACUAAACAGCCCUCUAAAAGUUAUUUUACACAAGAAUUUCAGGUCUGGUAGGUUGUUGGCAAACAAAAGUGCCUCUCCUGCUAACUUGGAGGAUAUGGUGAAAUGGCUGAGUGGGCGGAAGAAUGUGAAUGUUGGGAAUUCAGUAUGUGGGCCUCAUUAUUUUUAACACACUCUUGGUGAUACCUUAAUUUUAAUGGGGUCACUCGUUGCAUAUGGCAGAAGGUGCCCCUGAGGAAUGAUCCCAACUUCUACACCGUUAUUAGACUCUUCUAAAUUGGGCCUGUUCUUUUUCAAACAUUGUUUUGGCAUAUCUUGAGCUAUUCCCAAUCAAUAUGAGAAUAACUUCUACACUAGAAUGAAUUUGUCAACUUGUAGUAUUGUUUGAACUGCUAAGUGCUCUCGCUGUGAAACAUGUAUUUUGGCUAAGCAGCAGCAACAUUGUAAGAGAUUGAAUGGUAUAGCUCUGAGUCUUAUUUCCCCCCAUAUUACUGUUUGUGUGCUAAUUGGAAACUUUUUUUUUUUUUUUCUCCUCCAGUCUGUUGGCUCUCACUGUGUGUAAACAUUAAGAGGAAAUGUCUCCUACAAACUUGAGUGAAUGAACAGCUCAUAGCAGGAAGUUACGUUAUACUCAAACACGUGUUUGUAUAUGUGGCUCAGCAGACUGCAUGGUCUAUUCACUAAAUGGCUAAUUGUAGCCAAACUAUGACUAACACCUUUUUGUUUGAUUUAUUUUUCCUCCCAACUUUUAGUUCACUCCAAAAUGGUGUUCCCUUAGUUUCAGGCAUUCUAAGCAUGUACAGUUGUUGUUAGGAAAUGUGGUCGCAUGUUGGGAACCUUACAUUUUUGCUUUUCAUUUAUUUUUGAAUUCUAAAUAUGUCAGAUGUUUCAGAUUUUGAAUUACUUCUAAGUCCAGCUAAGUUUUUGAAUCUUUUUAGGGUUUAUAACUAAAUAGUGGGUUGUCUGAAACUUGAUGAGUGAAUGUAUAAUUUUUAGCCACUGUAGCUUAGUUAAAAACCUAGCGUAGUUGAGCAAUUUUUCCAGUUGGAGUGUUUUGCCUCAAAUUUUAUUUGGUAAAUUUCUGCCAAAUAAUGGUUUUAUGAAAAACUACUAGAAAGCACUGUAGUGUCUAUGAUCUGUAGACUAUACCUUGUAAUGUGUCAAAUUUUUGUAAACAAACCUUUUUUUUUUUUUUUUGGAAAACAUUUAGUUCAGACAAUUACUUUUUAACUUCUUAUAUACCAUGACGAUGCUUUUCCCUACAAGUGUGCUGUGUAAUUGUCAUUGGAGAAAUUUCCAACCGUUUUAGGUGUGUCUGUGAUUUAUAUAUAUAUAAAAAACACAUUCCCAUGAUUCUUUGGUUAGUUUACUCACAUGGAAUCAUGGGAUAUUUGAAACGGACGCAUGUCAGAUCAGUCUUGCAUUCAAUACAAAUUUGAAUACAAUAGCUUUAUUUAAAAGCACUAAGUAGCUCAUUUUUAUUAGAUCAUUAACAUGUCCAUUUCAAAAAUCUGUUUCUCUUACUGAAAAGCAUAUUCCCAGUACAUUCUAUCUGUAUGUGAUUGUACAUUUAAAUACAUUUGCACCUUGGCUUGUAUACAGUGAAGCAGUGAUUUCUCGGUUUUAAUCAAUGGGCCUCACUCACAGAAUUAUUUUGCAAGCCCGGAUCUCUCUUUCCGCCCUGGCCGAUAGGUACCCUAAUAUGCUGCAGGAGUUACACCUCUGGGAGAAGAAGGGUUAAUCAAUGUAUGUGCAGCGUUUCACAGCAGAUUCCAGCCACCACGACCACUUGAGAUGACUUAAGUGGUCAUGGUGCUUGGAGUAACAAUUUUAACAAAUAUAUAUAUAAAAGCUUGAAGAAAACCAAAAAAAAAAUCCCGUCUAGUUGUCUCACAGGCACCCUUAUCAAUGUCUUGUGAGUUACACUAGCUUCAAGCUGUGUGAUUAACCCUCCUUGCAGAGUAUAUUUUAUACCACCAUGGUGGCUUCCUUGCCAGCACAUGUUCUUGUGAAUGUAGUGUUGUCCUUCACUUGGUUCUUUUGGCAAAAAGCAAGUGAAACAAUGUAAUUGUUGUGACUGUGCCUAAAGGUAUUGAGUUUCUCCUGCCUGACAAUCCUUUUUCUGCAUACAGGGUUAGAAUGAGAAUUGAUUGACAGGUGGGGAGGUAACGCCUAGAUUUACUUAGCCUUUCCUUUUAUGUAUUUGCUAGUAGCAGAAUGUCACACAGUGCCCUGCGUUGUAGCCGAGGGCAAGUUGGGUAUAUUUUAUUGGGACUCUGAGGCUUAGAGACCUGUUAAAAUCUACCUGACAUGCCAUCAACUACAAUCCAAGGGCAUUGUAUAACAUUUUAGUCUAACCAUUGCAGCUCAUUGUAUGGAACAAGGCUCUCCUGACACCCAUGGCUGGGCUCCUCUGCUGCCUUAUAAAUAAUGUAUUACUUUCGCUUUCAAAUUAUCCGUGCAAAAACUUACACAUUUGGAUGUCUGUGAGUGCUGGGUGCUGGAAUUACUAUAAGCAAUAUGGAGCACAGUCACAUCCAAUGUUUUCUCCAGAUGCUAACAAUUCAGAUUGUAUGUUUUUGUUUUAGUAGUGCUCUGUAUAUGUUUGAUUAUAUCACUCACUUUCCAUCUGCUGCUACGGGACAUGCUGGGAGGAAUUCAUAGAUUGUAUCCUGCUGACGUUAGCCUGCAUAUCCUAUUUCUUAGGUGUAGCAGAUCAGGCAUGGUUUUCAAGGCUGUGCUUUGCAAUGUCGCUAAAAUCUGCAGGCAAUCUAGUGACCACAUCACUCUGUAUUGUGAGUGUGGUUUUAUGAACUGUACCCUAACUUACGGUGGGAAAUAACAAGCACUACUUUUGCAGUCUGUGGCCUGUCUACCACAGUCUUCUUUUAGGUCGGACUUUGUUUAAUGUUUGAAACGGUCUUUGUCCACCAGCUCAUCCAGUAACUGUAAAAGAAAGUGUGAGUGUUUUUCAUUAAUGAAAGCACCUGAUGUGUAUUUUGACUUGUUUACAGAGAGCAAAAUCUUAACUUUUGUCAGUGAUUUGCUUCUCUGGCCAGUGCCCAGGGCAGACACAGCACAAACUUCAAAUGUUUCCAAUGUUAGAUAUAACAUGCAUAGUGUAGUCUUGUAGCAAGUUAGGGUUGGAGUUCUGUGGUCAAUUGAACCCAUAUUUCCACGGACACUCAGUGCUGCAGUGUGAAAUAUUAAUCUCUAGCUGCUAGUGCGUAGGCUUUGUGUUAUUGAAGAAGUGCAUUUGAAAACUACCCUAGGUGGGUUUUAUAACCUAAUAACCUAGAGCAAAUCUACACCAAUAGUGUCAGGAAAUCAUCAUCUGUUCUACUUGCAAGUAAUGUCUUUCUGGCCUUCAGACAUUUUCAUAACACUUUUUAUUUUAUUUUUAUUUUAUUUAUUUUGUUCACAUAGCACAAAUGCCCAGCAGUUCUGGAUAAAUGUCUAUGCCGGACUUGCAUACCGUCUCCUGCCUAAAUCUGCCCAGAUCUCUGGCUCUGUAAAGCUAUUACAAUAUUCCAGGGCUCAUACCCUGUCCUGUAUAGUGUGUGUGUGUGUAUGACGCCAUGUUGGCGUAAUUGCUAUGGUGGUAUAAUGUUAAUGUUUAUCGUUAGGGCAGUGAAAAUGGAACCUGGAAAAAUAAACUUGCCCUUAUCACACCUAAAUGAUAUAUUUGGUGUAAAAUAUUGAGAUAUGCUCAACUCGCCUCUGUUCCAGCACCACCAUCUUCUGAGCAUCGUGGUUUACUCUUCAUGUAACACCCACCACCAGUAUGUCCUCGGCCCCUGAUACUGGUUUCUGUAAUUUGGUCCUCAGUGAUGACAUGCUGGCUUUUUUUGCCAGCAUCUGAACUAAGUGAUGUAAUUCACGGUGUUCCUUUAUUCCCUUGCCACCUCUGGCAGCAUCGGCUUAAGAGUUUUUAGCAGAGCAAACAUCUUCAUUGACGCCAUCGUGCUGGCUUCAUUGCCAGCCUGCCGGCAUCUGGAGUGAUGUCGAUUGCUCUGCUUCAAUACUUGAUAGCCUGUGGGACCUACAUCGACUAAGGAGUUUACAUAGCAACCACAGUGCAUGUGCUGUGGUUGGCUUGCUUGGGUCAGCAGGAAGACAUUUUAUCCCUUUGUCAAAUUGUUGUAAUUUUGGUUAUUUUGUAAUAGGUUUUUCUCCCAAUCUAUACACUUGCUAGCAAAUCUGUUAGCACAAGGUAUAGAAGGGCAGAAUAGAUGCCCUUUAAGGGGAGGACUUUAGUGUAAUUUCAACAUACAUGUGGAAGUUAGUCCAUUCAAGGCCAAAUGAACAGAGUUGAAAUUGUAGGUAGCUUUGAGAUUUGUUUCCAGUUAAAGGGACACUAUAGUCACCUGAACAACUUUAGCUUAAUGAAGCAGUUUUGGUGUAUAGAACAUGCCCCUGCAGCCUCACUGCUCAAUCCUCUGCCAUUUAGGAGUUAAAUCCCUUUUGUUUAUGAACCCUAGUCACACCUCCCUGCAUGUGACUUGCACAGCCUUCCAUAAACACUUCCUGUAAAGAGUGCCCUAUUUAGGCUUUCUUUAUUUCAAGUUCUGUUUAAUUAAGAUUUUCUUAUCCCCUGCUAUGUUAAUAGCUUGCUACAAUCUGCAAGAGCCUCCUGUAUGGGAUUAAAGUCCAAUUUAGAGAUUGAGAUACAAUUAUUUAAGGUAAAUUACAUCUGUCUGAAAGUGAAACCAUUUUUUUUUUUUUUUUUUCCAAUGCAGGCUCUGUCAAUCAUAGCCAGGGGAGGUGUGGCUAGGGCUGCCUAAACAGAAACAAAGUGAUUUAACUCCUAAAUGACAGUGAAUUGAGCAGUGAAAUUGCAGGGGGAUGAUCUACACACUAAAACUGCUUUAUUUAGCUAAAGUAAUUUAGGUGACUAUAGUGUUCCUUUUAAACUCCUCAGCUAGAGUUGCCAUGUGCUAUUCAGUCUUUUCCCAAUGGUGUUCUGCUCUUCUGUAUCCUCAUCUCAUCUGCCAUCUUUUACUUAUUAAAACUAGAUCUCUAAAGUAAAAGAUUCCGACGCUGGGAGAUCUAGAAGCAGAUUGGAUAAAGUUUCUUUUUAUUGAUUGAGCCACUUUAAGCAACUAAAUGUUUUUAACUUGAGGUUUUUUAUUUUAUGUUCAGAAUGCAUGGUUUGUCAACUAUAUUUUUAAUAAGUUGUAUUAUGUUUCAUCCAUCUGAAGUAUUUCCUUCUGUUGGCUUUCUAACGGUACAUGUGGUGGGAAACUGUACGGAAGGAAUGUGAUCAGUAAGUGGAUAGUCUCCUCCUGAGCAUUGUGCUUUUAGGAGAAAGUGUGUUUGUUGGUGAGAAUUGGGGUGGGGAGGGUUAGUCAGGAAACUGUACAGAACCUGAGAGCCUGCUUUUCCUCAUUCACGAUUACCGCAGCUUUCAGAAGUAAAGAAUGUAAACAAGUGAUACAUACAUUUGUGGAAAGCAGACACACAUUGCUUUCAGAGAACAAAAUCUAUCUAGCUAUGUAUCAAUUUUCCCUUCUUAUUGUUGAGUGGAUACACAGCCCUGGCAAGUAAAUAUUGCCUUUUCCUAGCCAUUUAGACCUGCUGUGAGGAAGCAGAUUUAUUCAGCUUGAAAGAACCUAGACAGCUGGUUUUAAGCUCCAGGCGUUAAGCCCUCUUCCUCUCUAACUAACCAGCAGUUGGUUUGACAGUCAUGUUUCCCGUACUAAAGCUGCAGCUCCAAACUCUUCUAGCCCAAGCCCUCCGCUGAAACACACACACACACACACACACACACAUCACAGGGAAGCUAGGGUCGUUGGAUACGCCAUGUUUCCCUGGGUAGACAUCACUUGCACAUAUUGAUGGGCAGCAUUUUGAAAGUGCUGCCUUGCAGUAUGUAAGAUUAAAAUACUGCUGGUCGGAAAUAAUCAUUGGUCCACAAUGAAUCCGACAAUUUGAAUUCCUACUAAUAUAGGGUAUCCCUUUUUAAUGUGCUGCCCAUGAACAUUAUGUGAUACAUUCUAGGAAAAUUGUGGUUAUGUAAAGAUCAAACAACAAGCAGGGCCAUGUUCUCUAGGCUCCUACAUUCCAGGCUGACUUGCAGGUGUGACUGUUAAUAACAUCAGUUACCAUCAGAGUAAAACAUUUUCAUCUCCUGACAUCACUGUGAGUAACCUUAAAUCAUAUACAUGCCCAAUUCUUAUCUCCAGUUUGCACUUUCCAUUGGCCUGACCUCUUAAUGUCUGCUUGUUGAUGGCACACGCUAACAACUCUAGCUUGCUGAAGCAGUUUUGGUGUAUAGACCAUGCCCCAUGCAGUCUCACAGAUUAAUUCUUUGCCAUUUAAGUGUUAAAUUACCAAGCAACGUGUAAUUUUCAAUCCGAUCGUACAGCACGUUCCAUAGUAAACACACUGUGCAAUAAAGGUAGCUAAAAUGUAGACUUAUUUUUCAAGAAGUGUGUAGGGAGGCUGUAUGAAUCAUAACCAGGGUAGGCGUGGCUGCAUAAAUAAAGGGAUUUUUUAUUUUUGUAUUUUUUUUAAAUUUUUUUUGUGUCUUCUAAAUGGCAGACAAUAGAGCAUUGAGACUGCACAGUAUUAUCUACACACCAAAACUGCUUCAUUAAGUUAAACUUGUUUUGAUGCUUAGAGUGGCCUGCCUUUAUAGUGAAUACAGUUUGUUUAGUCUGUUCCUUGUGCUUGAAAUUGAGAUGUUUUGUGGAAUAUAACGGUUUAAAAUAUUUUGGAAGGAUUUUGAGAGAAGUGUUAACUUAAUCCUUUUUAGUCCACUUAAGUAUUUCUGGACAAUUAUCUGUUUAGCCCAAACAUCCGCAGAGUGUUACAAUAUUGUAAAGGGGAAAUUAAAACUGUAGAUAACUGAAAUGCAAAAUUACGUUGAUAUAAAAAUUCCCUACUCAAGGUUAGAAUCUAGGAAAAUAAAUUCUAAGUUUUGUACAUGUAAAUGUUUUUAAUAGUAAGCAACCUAUGCACAUAAAUGUGGCUGUGUCAUUGCCAUUUGCUGGCUAGGCUACUGGUGUUUUAAAAUUCAUUUAAAGGAACACUAUAGUCACCUAAAUUACUUUAGCAAAAAUAAAGCAGUUUUAGUAUAUAAUUUACCUUAAAUAAUAGUAUCUCAAUCUCUAAAUUGAACUUUAAUCACAUACAGGAGGCUCUUGCAGGUGCUAGCAAGCUAUUAACAUAGCAGGGGAUAAGAAAAUAUUAAACAGAACUUGCGACAAAGAGCCUAAAUAGGGCUCUCUUUACAGGAAGUGUUUAUGGAAGGCUGUGCAAGUCACAUGUAGGGAGGUGUGACUAGGGUUCAUAAACAAAGGGAUUUAACUCCUAAAUGGCAGAGGAUUGAGCAGUGAGGCUGCAGGGGCAUGUUCUAUACACCAAAACUGCUUCAUUAAGCUAAAGUUGUUCAGGUGACUAUAGUGUCCCUUUAAUUCACUAUUUUCCAAGGUGUACACCACAGCUUCUCCUAGACGUGUCUUCAAGAGUCUGAUUUUAUUUGAAUUCCAAAGGUGUGUUUACCCAGAAGAUGGGCAUCUCUCUCACUUAUUGGUAAACUUGAACUGUCGGUCUGUAUUUUGGCAGGCCGUAGUUUGUUUGAUUUACAUCUGCAACCGUAGAGGUGCUGUAACGAGGUUGGUUAACAUGAAAAGGAACUCAGAAGAGAUUUAUCUUGUUUGACCUGCAAUUCAGUUUCUAAGAAUAUUCUUGGAAAGCCCAGAGUAGAUUGUGUGUGUGUGUGCUCUGUGGGCUGAAAAUACUGCAACAUUUCUUACUGGUAAAGGCCACGAUCGUCUCUUCCUGCUGUGGGUUUUCGGCUUGUAAUGAGGGGUGUCUGUAUUGUUACACUUUUUUAUUUUUUAUUUUAUUUACAUUUGUCGUCUUUUGUGCAGCUUUUUUUUUGGUUACAGAUGAGGCAAGACUCAGAAGGCUGUGCACACAUAGUUUGUAGCACAAACCAAAAAUAGGCCAUGUUUACAAGAAGUGGGUGUAGGGACAUUUGUGUGGAGGCAAGCAAUAGGAAAGAAUUGUGUUCUAUGGAAAGGCAGUAAAUGCAAUAAAUCCUUUUAGAAGGCAGAAAGUGCAACAUUUUUAUUUACAUCCAUCUGUGACUGUUGGUGGCAAAACAUAUUGCUCUUAACCCCUAUUUUGUUUAAAAAAAACAAACCAUAAAACAUUUUCCUUCUCGAGAUGUAGAAUCCUAUUGAACUUUCCUGUUCAAAUAUGUAUUUCAAUUUCCCUUGUGUUUAGAACUCAUUUCUCUGGUUUUAGUUUGACUGACCUAUUUGAGCUGCCGGGUAAAUUAAUCUGGCAGAUUGCUGUCGGCUGGGUAAGCAUUCUAGGUAAAUGUACUGCAGAGAAAAUCUGGAGUCAGAAUUUAGCUGCCACAGUUCUAAAUGAGCGAUAACCAGCAGGCCUCAUCUAGACAAGGUUCUCGAUCACAGAGCUGACCUUCAAGAUGUCUGCCCACUUCCUCGCUAUUGGAGUGAAAUCAGAUCAUGCCGUAUGCUUGACUCCCUGAUGACAGGAGGCAGGGAGGAAAUAGUCACACUUGUUAUGUAACUGUGCCGGAUAUUUAAGCAUUGCUGGAAUGCUUUUCCUCACACUGCUCCUGAAGCGUAACAUGACUGCAUUAACCCCUAAGAAGAGCAGCAUGCAAGAAGCUUGAAAUGUAUUGAGACUAAAGGCAGCUCACAUUCACUAGUAUAAGGCUUAGUAUAUGGUUACUUGUCCACAAAUUCGGAUAAACUUGGUUUAUUUACCCUAUUUUCAAUGUUUCCACUGCUACAGGCUCAAUGCAAACGUCAUAGUUUUGACUACUGAUCAGAGCUUCAGUUUGACAUUUUCUGUGUAAAUCUUUUAGACCCUGAUGAUCUUUCUUUACACACGGACAAAAAGAAUGGAAACCUAAUUUCCGGGCUCCCAAUCUUCACUAGCCACAGGGAAGUGAAAAUUUAGCCAUAGUGAAUAGAAUUGUUCACCACGGUGUGUAUGUUAUGGCUUGCUGUGGCGAGUACCUUUUUUAAAGGAAGGCUCUGGGCACCAUAACCACUUCAAUGGAAUGACAAUGUUAUGGUACCAGGAGGUCCUUGGCGCCAGCUUCCCUAACUGUAAAUCCCAGUUCCUGCAUCACGCACCCGAUCGCUCUGCCCCCUGUCCUUCUGCUAUUCAGAAUUGUGAGAAGUCUUGGCCAGGGGUUCCGCUAAUUGACUGGUAGCGUCAACUGAUGCUCUAAGCCAAUCAGUAGAUCCCUCUUUCAGAAAAUGGCUGCAGAAGCGUACAUAACUUUUUUUUUCAAGGCAUUGUGAGUGUGGAGAUACACAUUGGUUUCAAACAAAUGUUUUUCUCUUCAUCUAUGUUUACCCUGGCUUUGCCUUGUCUGAACUGUUCAUGAUGUAAUGUGCUAAAUCGUUAAUAUAAUUUAUAAAAGCAAACUAAGCAUCUCAUGGAAAAAGGUUCAUAGGCCAGGGCUUGACAAAUCUCCUUGGAAUCUAGGAGCCAGGUAGAACAGUUAGGAGCCAGAGAAAUCUACGCCAAAAAUAAAAUUCUUAGAGACACUAUGGUCACCAGAACCACUAAUUAAUGCAGUUGUUCUGUAGUCUAAUAUCCUGUCCCUGAACAUUGUUUAAUGUAGACAUUGACUUUUUCAGUCAAAAGGCAGUGUUUACAUUGCUGCCUGGUAACACCUCUAGCUGCAGUCACUCAGACGGCCUCUAGAGGUGCUUCCUGGGUCAGUGUUUCACAAUGUGCAGCACCUACGUUAAUGUUCCCUAUAGAGAUGCAGUGAUUCAAUGCACCUCUAUGAGAAGUUAAAUUGGCGCAGUGGCAUUUUGUUGUGCAUGCGCAAUAGUUUUCCAAUGCUUUCCUAUGGGGAAGCAUUGGAUUGGCUGAGAUCGUCUGAGAUAAUCUCUGUGACUUUCCAAGACACCCUAAAACCUGUACAUGGCGGUAUUGUUUUACUUGGGAUACUUCACAGAACACAAAUGUGUUUCAAAAUAGUAAAAUGUAUUACAACGAUAUCAGUAAAAAUGCCGUUUUUUGCAUUUUUUACACACAAACGGCACUUAUACUGACGAUAUUGUUGUGGUGUGUUUUACGGUUUUGAAACCCUAAUAUUUGUGUUCAGCGAAGUCCCCUGAGUAUUACCGUGCCCUUUAUGUACAGGUUUUAUGGUGUUUUCAAAAGUUAGUCAAAUAUAAGGUUUGUGUUUCAGUUUUUUCACAUUGAAAUUUACCAGAUUGGUUACGUUGCCUUUGAGACUGUAUGGUAGCUCAGUGAUGAGAAUUAGCCCCAUGAUGGCAUACCAUUUGCAAAAGACAACCCAACAAAUUGCAAAUUGGGUAUGUCCAGUCUUUUUUAGUAGCCACUUAGUCACAAACACUGUCCAAAACUGGCGUUCAAAGUAUUUAAAUUUUUUUUUUUUUUUUUCACACACACAAAUAUGAACGCUAACUUUGGCCAGUGUUUGUGACUAAGUGACUAACAUGCUAUAUAUGACCCUGUAACUUCCUAUAACACCAUACAACCUAUACAUAGGGGGUAAUGUUUUACACGUGAGACAUCGCUGAAUACAAAUGUGUAUUUUAUUGCAGUAAAAGCAAACAGUAUUAUGACAUUCACAGUUAAAUUGUCAUGCAGAACUAAAAAAAAUUUUUUUCUUAAUUUCGCACAUUUUUUUUAUAUUUUAUUCAUAUUGAAUUUUCAUAGCUAAAUAUUUGAUGUUAAAUGAAAGCCCUGUUUCUCCUGAAUAAAAUAUAUGUGUGGGUGCACUUAAUAUGAAAGAGGUGAAUUACGGUUGAACAGAAACCUAGUCAAAUUCCAAGUUUUGUUUACGUUUUAUUUUGAGCAAAAUGUGUACAUUUGGCUCAGUCCACAAGGGGUUAAGAAUCCAGUAUUUGUUGUCUGUGUAAUCAUCUCUCUGUCUUUAGACAUGAAUAUGCAGCUUUAUAGACUGCAACUUUGUGUUUGUUCUGCACGCUGUUUACAUUGGUGGUUGAGAUUUGACUUUGUUAUUGGGAAAUUAUGUAUUUUUUACUUGUCUCUGAGAUUUGUAAUAAAUACUCCACCCUCCUCUUUUAACCCUUACCCGAUGGUUAUAAUGAAACUCCACACAUCUCCUGUCUGUAUGUACUUUACAUGACAUUUUUUAUAUCGCGUAUCAUAGGGGGUUUAAUCAGCAUUAUUAGGCCUGGCUAAACAGUCAUGUUUGUAAAUGGCUAGAACUGUGGUACUGUCAGAGCUCUAUGGCCAUUCAGUGAUUCUUUUGUGUGUUUUGUUAGUAGUUGGAAUUAUCAGUUUGUUUGUUUUUUUUUGUUUUUUUUUACAAAUUAUAUUGUCACAAAUGUCAGAGUAUCUCUUUAGGGACUCUUCAACUGCCCACUUUAUUAAUCAGUAGGCGUUAAAGGGACAUUCCUAGGACCACAGCUUCCUUUGGGAUCUUUAAUUCUGUGUACAGUUUGUUGUUUUGUUUCUAAACUGCAUUCUACCACCCAUAUGUUAAUACAUAGCUUGUUCUCAUUGGGAGCUGCAUCCUAACACGUUGCCUUUGAGUCACUAACAGGCAAGGUGUCUGUUUUGCUCCUGGGUAUAUAAUACAAUUUAAAGCUGGGCAGUUGGCUUAUAAUGUCUGCACUGUUUUUGUUUACUGUUCAGCACACUGGUUAGCCAUUGUUUUAGUUCCAACAUGAAACUGCUACAACACUUUAAGGUAUUGUCUAGGUGGGGCUGCAUUCUUUAAGGAAAACCUGUCUCUUUGUUUCCCCUUAUUUAGAUAAGUAUUACAGCCUGUAAACAUACCUAUGUACAGUGCAGCUCCCACCCCUUUACUGUUGGCAUUGCAGUGUCCUCUGCCAGGUUCAUUCUUCAGUCUACAAGAACUCCUUGCCUUUGCUCAACUUUUGAGCAAAAUGUCUUUUUCCUUUUUUACAAUUUUUUUUUUUUUUUUUUAUUCACAAAAUUAAAAUGUAAUCUUGUUAAACAUCAAACAACGCUACAGGAGAAGCAGCAUGCAUUUUCAGUUGAAAAGCUCUUCAUUAUAAUCCGCACAUAUCCUCUAUUAAUAAAUACUGACCAGAUACAAGAUGGUCUCUGUUGCGUCUGGCAUCUAAUAGUUGAUUGAAACUUUAAUUUUCUCAUAGCAUCCAAACUGAGCUGCCAAUGUGCUGACCUUUUUUUAUAAUGCAUUUAAUGAUCUUCUCAUCUGCUUAUUAGAUGGAUCAACUACUAGAGCAGUGGCCUGAUGAUUCUGGGUAAAGACCAUCAUUGGACAAGUUCAUUCUUUUCUGGAACCUAGAUUCAUGUUAAUUUAAUUCUUGCACAAGCCUGACACUAUUCAUAAAAUAUCGAAACCCUGUAUUUUGGUUUCUUACCCCGCUCCCUAUUGAUGUAGCACAGAGCUGGAAAAGCUUGUAUGGUUUUAAAGCUUAUCCAAGUCUCUCUGCGGUUUGCAUGUAAAGGCAAAGCCAUGCUUGUCAAUUUAAUGUUUGCUUAUGCAGGUAAAUACAAAUGGGAGCUAUGGCUCAGCACAUGCUUACUCUUGUAUCUUUCAUUUCCUAGCUGUAGCCAGCUUCAGUACCCGAGGCGUUAUUACAUAAUCCUUAUUGUUUCCAUUGUUAUUAAUUGCAGUUUAGUUUGUUAGAAACGUGCCUUGUAUUUUUAUCUUGUAAUCACACCCAUUUUAAUUUUUACUUUUUUUUUUUUGUUUACAUUUUUUGAGUGCCGUGUAGGCGUUGUCUUUUUACUGGAGAUGCAGUUUAAGGCAUGUUAAUGUUUUGUACUCUGAGAUCCUGGAUAAUGUAUGAACUUUUAACCACAUAGAUGCAAAAACAAAACCUAAACCGGUUUCUAAAAAUUAAGCAAACUCCAUUUACAAGAAAGAAAAGUGUAAAAGAAGUUAAUACUUUAGAAAUAUAUAUGCUUUAGGGCUUCUCAAACCCCAUUUGUAGAGAAACUGAGUUCUAAAAUAUUGCUGUAGCUAUAGGCCAUGCUCCAGGCUGGAGAAACAGAAUACUUUAAAACAUUAAAGGGACACUCCAGGCACCCAGACCACUUCUGCCCAUUGGAGUGGUCUGGGUGCCAACUCCCACUACCCUUAACCCUGCAAGUGUAAUUAUUGCAGUUUUCAUAAACUGAGAGGUCUAAUGCCGCGCAUGCACAUUAGGUCCCCCCCCCCCACUGGAGGGCAGACCGGAAACCACCGCCAUGGGACAUUGGUGGGGGUCUCGGGUAAGUCACUGAAGGGGUUUUCACCCCUUCAGCAACAUGGGAUGGGGGGUGGGAAGGAGAGGGUACCUGCAGUACCAGGAAAACGGUUUGUUUUCCUGGCACUGGAGUGUCCCUUUGAACAAUAUAUACAUAAAGGAAUUCAGUUGAUGCCAUUGUGUUCGUUUAUUUUUUUUUUGGUUGGUUUCUCCCCCCCCCCCCCUGCUUUAAAGGAACGGGCUUAGCUCAGAGCUUUUGGCUCUUCGUUGUUGGUCGUGGAGAUGGGGAGCAGUGCCCAAUGGACCUUGGGUAAGAAGUCGAACUGUUCUUAAACAAUGUGGCUACUUACAAAGGGCAGUGGGGGGGGUGAAAGGGUAAUCCUGGCACCAUAACCACUAUAGUGAUUAUGGUGCUUGGAAUGACACUUUAAUAGUCUAUGCAGGCUUGCCUGGGCACCUUCUCUCCAUUCACUGGUGCAGCUGGGAGGGACAAAAAUAAAUAUUUGUAAUAAUACUGUUACACAACACUUUCAAAUUCCUUUUUUAGUGUUCAGCUCCUCUUGUUUUUUUUUCCUAAAUCAAGCAGAUUGUAAACCUUUUUAACUUAACAAAAAUGAAAUGCUUGCCUGGAGUGUCCCUUGGAGUACUGUGAAAUAGAACUCUGUAAAUGUACAAUUGUACCUCUGUCGCAGCUCAAGUAAAUAAAAUCAGUUUCUUAUUAACUGCUCCAAUAAAUUUGUUGACCCCUAAAUAACAUUAACCUAUAAAACAAAACUUUUUAGCUCCCUGUGGUGACAAUCUAGUGAUGUGUAAAUUAAAUUCUAGUCCACAGAAGUAAUGAGAUCUGUCGGAAUCCUCGAUAAUCCUGCGGGUAGCUGAGAAUUCUUGUGGAGCUCACUGAUUCAGGUAAACAGACAUAAAUAAAAGGAGGGAAACGUUUAAAAAUAGUAGAAGGCCUGGCAGUCUAAAAUUAUAAUACACCACAAAAAUGUACCAGCUAAUGUGGGGUAUAGUCCUGAACUGACAAUGGAACCAACCACCUGAGGAUUAGGAUAUUGCUACAGUCUAGCUCAGUAGUUGUGUGUUUUUGUAUUAUAAACCUCCAGGCCUGAACCUGAAAUUGGAUAAUAAUGCCAUUUCAUAAAGUUCCCAAUAGUUGGGACGAAUGCCACAAUUAAUUGUUUAUUGUAGUAGCACUGUCUUCCCUGUUGAUACUGGGCGGGGGAGUCAAAUCCAGAAUAGGCUUUCUGCCUUGAGAAAAGGCAGUGUUUACACUUGUGCCCAAGGCCACCUCUAGUGUCUGUUCCUAUUUCAAUAGUGAACCCAGUCCAACAUGUACUGUCUUCUGAGAUCCCUAUGAGAUGUAGGGUAAGUAAAUCUUAAGGGAAUGCAUCUACAUUGGUAAUGGAACACAAACGCGAUAGGGUUACUUAAAUUCAAUAUCAUGGACUAUGUAUUGUGUACUGAAUUGUAAUACCAAUGGAUUAUAGAACUAUGAUUUUUAGGACAACUACGUGCAGGUAUUUUCUGGUUAUAGAUCAAAUUCAUUUUUAAAUUUUUCAGCUUUCAAGUAGGCAGUCUCUGCGUUCCUAUAACAAAAUGACUUGUUUUUUUAAUUUUUUUAUUUUAGUAAAAUCUUUUUUUUGCUUAUGAGUAAGUGUGUUUUGGUGGUCGCAUUUUCUCCCCCUCCUCCUUUCUCAUAAAGCGGUUUGACAAAACUUUGCUGUCUGCACCCAGAUCCUGGCACCAUUGGCCUUCAACUUUAGUUUCGCAAAAGGUAGAUCCUUAUCUGUUGUUCAAUUCUAUUGACAGCUGGGGAUCUACCAUUUGCCCUUCCUCCCUGGGUUUUAUUUUUGAACAGUGUUUGUGUGUUUAAAUGGUUUUUCUCUAUAGAGUAUGUGUGCAUGCAGGUGUGUAUUUGUAUGCGGUGGGGCACUUGUGUGUGGUGUUUGAAUGCAGGGGUGUGUUUAUAUGUAGUGUUGGAUUUUAAAUAUAGGUGUUAAAUGUAGUGUGCUUUUGUGUGUAGUGUUUGUGUUUGAAUUAAAGGGAGUCUGUAUAUAAUUUUUGUAUUUUAAUACAGGGUUGUGUUUGUAAUGUUUGAUUUCAGGGGUGUGUUGGAAUGUAAGGUUUUCUUUGAAAUGUGGAUGUACACUUGUGUGUAUUAUUGGUGCUUGAGUGAAGGGGUGUGUUUGUAUAUAAUAUUUGUGUUAACUUACUGUAGUGUGGUUUGCAUGUUGUGGUGUUUGCUUAGAUGUAUGCAUAUACACUGCCACAUAUGCACAUCAACACAGAUAAACAGUGACACAUGCACACUCCUUGACACACAUUUUUAUUUUAUUUAUAAAAUAUUUUACCAGGAAGGAUACAUUGAGAUUUCUCUUGUUUUCAAAUAUGUACAUAUACGUGCAUACAUGCUAUAGGCUAUAAAUAAUCAGCUAAGCAGAAAAGGGCAUAGAAUCUCUCUAACAUACAGCCUGUUUGGCAUUAAAUGGACACUGUAGGCACCCAGACCACUUCAGCUAAUUGUGCUGUGACCCUUUUGCACUUAGUGCUGCAAUGUAAAAUAUUGCAGUUCCAGAUAACUGCAAUGUUUACAUUGCAGCUGUAAGUCUGCCCUCUGUGGUUGUCUACCAGACAGCCAUUAUUAUUUAUUAUUAUUAUUAUUAUAUUUAUAUAGCGCCACCACAUUCCGUAGUGCUGUACAUUGGGUGAGGGCGCUUCUGGAAUCAAAACUGACUUUUGGUCUGUUAUCUGAUGCUGGACGUCCUCAAGGACCUCCAGCGUCAGAUUGUCCCCAUAGGAAAGCAUUAAAGGUACAUUAUAGUCACCCAGACCACUUCAGCUCAAUGAAGUGGUCUGGGUGCCAGGUCCCUCAGGUUUUAACCCUUCAGAUGCAAACAUAGCAGUUUCAGAGAAACUGCUAUGUUUACAUUUGGGGUUAAUCCAGCUUGUAGUGGCUGUCUUCUGGACAGCCACUAGAGGCGCAUCUGCGACGGUGCAGGCAUAUUUUGCUUUAAUCGCGCAGAGCAUCCAUUGGAAAGCAUUGAGAAAUGCUUUCCUACGGACACUUUGAAUGCGCGCGCAGCAUUUGCUGUGCAUUUGGCUUCGCUGACAAUGGGCGGUGGAGGGGAGGUCACCAGCGCUGGGCUGGAUUAAGGUAAUCUGCUGAAGGGGUUUUAACGCCACGGGAGGGGAACCCUGAGGGUGGGGGCACCCUCAGGGCACUAUAGUGUCAGGAAAACCCCUUCAGCCCCGAGGGAGGGGGGCACUGUAGGAGCCUAUAGUGCUAGGAAAAUGGGUUUGUUUGAAAUAUACACCCUAGCUUUUAUCUGAAAUGCCUGCAGGGGCUAUAGACGCCAGACACACUUCAUUAAACUGUAAUGGUUAUGGUGACUAUAGUGUUCCUUUAAACUCUGAGUCUCUAAAGAAUGUAUUGCAAUUACUGUGUAGUGUUUUAAAUAGUUAAUGUGCCACCUUUAACUACAAUAUGAAUAAACAAGCAAAGUUACAGGAUCCUAUUUCUGCAUGACCAUAUAAUAUGUACACCAGAGUACAUUCAGAGGCCCAAUUCCCUUUUUUAUUUUUAAAGAUGGCCUAAAUUGAAUUAAUGAAAACAAAAUUAACAAAGUCUGCUGAUACAGAAUAAAACCAGAGCAUGUCUCUGUGGCCCUGUUAAAUAAAUUGUGUCCUAAGCUGGAUCACACAGUGUAAACCAUGAAACUAACCAUUUUAGUUAGCAUGGAUAUCUGAAACAUGUGCUCUUUUUACUUUUCAACACAUAUACAUAUAUAUAUAUAUAUAAAUUCAAAAUGCACUCACAGGUCUUCAAAUAUAAGGGAAAAAACUGGUGCUUUAUUAAUCCAUAUGUGAUAUACAAUGAAAAUCAAUCGACGUUUCGACCCUGCCGGGUCUUUUUCAAUCUUGAAAAAGACCCGGGAGGGUCGAAACGUCGAUUGAUUUUCGAUUUUCCUGUGAGUCCCCCCCCCCCCAAGGAACAGUUUUUUUUACUGUAAGAACAAUCUGGAUGUGGAAUUCUCUGCCUGAAGAAGUGGUUUUAUCAGAGUCCAUACAGAUGUUCAAACAGCUACUAGAUGCAUACUUGCAAAAACAGAAUAUUCAAGGAUAUAAUCUUUCAAUGUAGGGUAAUAACUGCUUGAUCCAAGGAUAAAUCUGACUGCCAUUCUGGGAUCAAGAAGGCAUUUUUUUUUUUCCUAGCUUGUUGCAAAAUUGUGCUUCAAACUGUGUUUUUUUUUGCCUUCUUUUGGAUCAACAGCAAAAAACAAAUGUGAGGAAGGCUGAACUUGAUGGACGCAAGUCUAUUUUCAUCUAUGUAACUAUGUAAUACAUAUACGCACGUGCACAUACAUAUACGCGCGCGUGCAUCCAUAUACGCGCGCGCAUCCAUCCAUCGAGAUAUAUAGUAAGUGGGGUCCCUCGCCUUCCCUAACAUCAGUUGUUUUAAGUGAUAAACGGUAUCAAAUUGAUUUGUAUUGAUCCAGUCCUGAAGAAGAGAGGGAACUCUUGAAAGCUUGUCUUUUAAAAAAAAAAAAAAAAAAAAAAAUUUGGAUAGAAAACUAGGUAAAUACAAAAAUAUCUACGCUGACUGUUUAUUUGCUUGUUUUAUUUCAAACUCUUUCAAUGUGGUGGAUUUCCCCCCCUCCUUUUCUUUCUUAAAAAUUCCGUAACACUGCCUCAAUAAGCUCUUUAUGGAUGAAUGUGUGAAGUGUCAUUGUAUUGGCUUUCUAUAGAGCAUGAUUCAUCGAAAGCCAUUUAAUUUGUUCUAGCAGAGUUUGUAGUGCAUAUAUUACACAAACGUUUCUUAUCACAGUUGGUAAUAAUUCGUGGACCACCGUGUUUUAUACUGUAAACAUAGAUCAUUGUAACAGAUAUUUUCAGACAAAGCCAAGGCUUUGGUGGGAAGUUGAAGCUUAGAAAGGUCUGCUGGGAAGAAGGGUCAAGGGUGGAACUAGAUUUAUAUUAUAGAAUGUCAUGCCCUCCACCCACGUUUACACAUCUAUCACUGGCCAUCCACUCAUCAAGGGGCCCAGAACAGACAUCUGUGGUAGUGCAAGGGGCCCCUGUACAUUAUCUGCUGGCCUGGAUGAUGUCCAGUGUUGCUAUACUUAUUGAUUGUGCAACCACAGCAGCUUGUAGCAAAAUGGACAAUACAUACCUCAUUCCAUUGGCUCCUCCACGUCUUCGUUUCCAGUGGGAACAGCUUGCUGCGGCUGUGUUAAAUCCAGUGGAGCCUCAAAUUCCAUAAGCAUUACUCGAUGGACUUUAAUGAAUUAGAUUCUGAGCCUUCAGCAGCAGACAUGAGACCACUCUGUGAGCCACUGCUUCUUCUCAGAGGUUUUUUUUCUGUCGGGCCUCCACCCCUCCUAACGCACACACUAUUUAAAGGAUUUUUUUUUUUAUUCCCCUCACAAUCUUUUGUGCUUGCUCUCCUUACCAAGCAUAGUGUGUGUAUGUGUGAGAGAGAGGGAGGUGGGGGGAAAGCUCGGUUUCUACAGUAACUGAUUGCCCACAAUCUGGCUUCCUGACGAGUAGCUUUAGAUUUCAUGCCCUUGCUUUGUUAAUGUCUGUUAAAAGAAUUCCUUCAUCCUUGGUGCAUUCUCUAAAUCGAUAGUGCUGUUUAAGACUUUUUUUCCCUCUCUCUCCCCCCUCAUCCAUUUAUACAAGGGGUACGUUAGUUCUUUGUAUUCAAGGGGCAUGCAUUAUUUCCCUAUUUUCUCGAAUCCAAAAUCAGCAAAGCUUGAAGACCAUUGCUGGUCAUUUAGAUAGUGUAUUGGUGCGUUUUAUUUACAAACUUGUAUUCUUAACACUACAGUUGUACGCACUGUUUAUUUUCAGGCCCCACCCCCUAAAUAGGGAGGGGAAAGUUCUGCUCCACCUCCCUUAUUGACUUCCUGCAGGUUCUCAUCUUGUCAUCCAAAUGCAUUGGGGACAAGAAGCACAUGAAGAGAUAAUCUCCUCCAAUCAAAUGCUACUCAUUGAGAAGCAUUAAAUCCAAUGCUUCCACAUGAUAAGCAUCAGAGGGCGUUAAACGUGCUUAUGCAAUGUGUGAGUACGUUGAAUGUCACAGAACAGAUUCUGCCUCUGUUGUAGGAGCUGAAGCACCCUCUAGUGGCUGUCAGGAAGACCGCCACUAAAGGUGUGUUUAGCCCUACAAUGUAAACACUGCCAUAAUCUACAAAACUGCAGGGCUAAAAUAACAGGGGCCUAUAUAUGGUUCUUUUAAGUCUGAAUUCUCUUUAUAUAGAGCACAAAUUGAUUUCAGUGCGACACACUUUCAUUUUCUCUUUUUUUUUUUUUUUUUUUUGAAAUCGAACUUUGCUUAAAGUGGAUGGUCACCAUCUGGGGUCUUUGCAUAAUUUGCAAAGACCCCUGAUGGUGACAUUGUCGCUCAGGGUCUGGUUACUGGAGUGGUCAAAUGUGAUAUUUAUUUACCACUCUUCUUCAAAUUCUGGUGCCAAGAGCAGACAUCGGCGGUCUGUGAAUGAUCGCAACAUUACAGGAUUCUUCAUAGAAAGAGCUCAUUUCCUUAUAGCAGUCACUAAUGACGGAUGGGGGAAGUGACCAGACUUGACAGCAGCAGAGCUUCCCCAUGUCAAAGUAGUCCCUACUUUGUCUCAAUAUCUUUUGACUGGAUUGGAAUUUCAGUGACAUUCCAACAGUCAAUGUGAGUAUUUCAUAAAGAUUCUAUCUUUAUGAAAUCCUCAUUUUAGAGGAGGCGGUGACGGUGCUGCUAUAAGCUCUGGUGGUGGGGUUGCCAAAAACCAUGCCCCCAUAAGAGAAAGUAGUCCUACUUUUUCUCAAGUGUUAAGGAAGACAAAUACAGUGAAUGUUAAAGACAAUAAAACAUAAGGAGAAAUUGUUGCACCCUGAAAAAGACUAUUCAUUUAAAAAGAGAACCUGCAAAAUGGUAGUUGCUUUAAAAUUACACACAAGGCAAUGAGUUGCAAUUUUCUUGCUGACUCAACGGACUACAAUUUUUACUUGCCAAAUACAAUCCUCCUUUCCCUUUAAAUUCAUUCAGAAUGAUAUGGUUAAAGAGAAAAUGUAUAUGUAACUUUCUGGGCUGUACUUGAAAUCAACUCUCUUACUGGUGUUAAUCAAAAAUGUGCCAAGCCAGUGGUGGGUGAGGAAGUUAUUCUUCAUUCUCUGUUUGAUAUUCUUAACUUGUUUUUUAUAUUUUUUUAUUGAGCCUCUUAAAAGCCUUGAUGCAGAAGCUGGAAUGUCAGGCUCCAUUUUUUUUAAUCCUUCAUUAUCCCAAGGCUAGUUCUGUCUGAGCCCACAGACUUUUGUCACAAUGUGAUAAUGUGUUAUAUUCUGUUGCAGCUGUCUUCAAAUUAAUAUAGUGUGUUGGCAUUAAAGGAACUGGCAGUCAGGGAUAUGCAUGUGAUCUAGGAAUUUCUCACCUGUAGGAUUUAACAAAACAAAACAUUUUUUAUUUAAACUUUUAUGCUUUUCCAAAGUCUAAACACAACAGUUGGACUCAUUCUAGACUCACUUUGAAACCAUUAACUAUGUACUGUAGAUAGGUUGUGUUUUAAUAGGUAUUCUUACCAUGUUUAAAUUUGAAAGCAAAGAUUGGUGCAUCUUUGUGGAUCAUAACACUUUUUAUAUGUUAAUGAACCUCUUGCCGUGUGUGGAUCAAGGCCAGGUUGAUAGGCUAUUGAAAUAGUGGAGAACAGUUUACAGAAAAAAAAAACCUCUUUAUCUCCAAUUCUUUAUUUUUGGUCAUUUCAGAAAUGGUAGUACUAUCAGUAUUGGAAACCGAGCUGUACACAAACUGUAUACUUUAAUAAGCCUACCCAAUAGGUCUGUUUUUUUUAAGUGUUAAAUUCUAGAAAGUGGUCCUAAUUACUAGUAGUUGGUCAAUCGCCAUGGAAACCAGUGGGACCAGCAUUAAUCUCUCUUCCCCAUUUAUAUUUUCCGCCACUUUUUAGAACAGAACAUUUGGAUAACUCUCUCCCAGUAUGUUGAUCAAGAAUACCCUAAAAGGCUAGGAUGAUGGGUCCAUUAAAAAAAAAAAAUCUAAGCCAAAUUUAACCACACCAGAGAAAUAUGGAGAAACACAUAAACGUAAAGGAGCAAAUAUUGGCAAAUCGCCCUGAGUAAAUGCCCAAUCUGGAUUUAGGCAUCCUGUGCUAUUACAAAUUAUCCUUUACUGUCACGCAGUCAUAAUGGCCAUUCUCUGAGGCCGAAACAUCGAAAUGUUUCAGCCUCUUAUUUAUAAAGCACCAACAAACUUCGCAGCACAGUACAAUGGAUUAUAGGCCUAGUGAUUAGUCAUUGCUUCCCCUCUUAGAACUGUGGGAGAGGGAUGCAUGUCUUGGGGAGUCUUGAGGUUUAGCCAGUUAUUUGAAACAUCCAUAGGGCACGCUAUAUGUAUGUUUAUAUGUUUGCUUAUUAUAUUAGGUAUAUUGCUUUAAUAAGGAAAAUACUUUCAUUUAAACAUUGUGAUUUAUGGAUACAACCGUUCCAUAUGUAGUUUUUUAAAUCAAAACUUCUCUGUGUCUCCCUAGUUAACUCCAAAUUGGGAAAUGCUUGGGUGUGCAUUGGUAUUGUGUGCAAUGCUUUCUGCAUUCAACGCUCUCAACCUCCUGGCAGGCUCGUCAGUUUCCUACAUUCUCUUAAUGUUCCUAAAUGCUCACCUGACUGGGGGCAUCCGUUGUGACCUGUUCUGCAUGAUUUCCUCACCUUCAUUUUAAUCCAGUCCCUGUGGAAAAAUACUUGACUAUCAAAAUGCUGGUCCUCUCUCCCCAGAUUUUCUUUUUGCAUCUAUUUUAUUUCAAAGAUGACAAAGUGUUGUGUGUUUUUGUUUGUUUUUGUUUGUUUUUCUCCCCCCCCCACCCCCCCCACCUCCUUUCUCUUUCCACCCCGUUAUUGUGUGUACAGUAUUCUAUUGUUCCUAAAAUACUCUGCACUGCUUGUGUCUCGUUGUGCAUUACACCAAAUUGUGACCACUAAAUGCUUCCUCCUCUCUGCAGCAAUAUCCUAUUCAGUGUAAUGUGGUUUGGGAGGAAGUAAACAUUUCCGGCUAUGAACUCCAAAACAAAAUAUUGCUGUGACACACUGCAUGUGUCAUUACUCUCAGCUGCGAAGCGAGUGUUACAGGGAUGGCUCGCAGCCCUCUUUACUGCUAUAUGCGAUCGCUAGAUAGACCUGCAAAGAGCUCACUGGAGCGUUUAGGAACAUUUACUGUAGCAAAACAGAUUUUAAAUUUAAAAAAAAUAGAUUUUUUUUUUUUUUAAACUGUUUGUUCUGAUGUUGUACCUACAUUUUUAAUAAACCGCGUCAUAAGCCAUUUCAGAAAUCAGAAGAGAACGCCAUCUUUUUUAUUUUUACAGUGUUUUAUAACCUUUGUUUCCUGCUGUACGGCUUACUUUUGUGUAAAGUGUUUAAAUUGUUACUCCAAUCAAAAACCAGAUCACUGUCAACAAAUCAUUUAUUGCGGGGUGUGUGUAUAUUGUGUGCUCACAAUUUUAUACUGAAGUGAUCAUGGUGAUUGGAGUAACCCUUUAAACAAAUAACACUUUUGCCAUGACUUUGAAACUAGUGGAUGCUUUUUUUUACUGAUGAAAGGUUAGGAAGUUACUCUCUGUAAACAUAAGCGAGCACCUGAGUACAUCUAGAAAAAUCUAUUGUGUGCCUUAUUUAUAAACUGCAGUUUUUGAUGUGCACAUUCUGUAAGUUUCCAUGGCGACUGCAUCAUCAAAUUGCCUCACAAUUGCAAUGUGUAUCCCCUUAGCUUGAUUUCCAAUAAAACAUACCCUUAAGUGUUUGAACCAUGUGUUUUAAGUGACUAUUUUUGUAGCUUAAUAAACACGGAUCUACGCACAUAGAACGGAGUGAACAUGGCUUACAUGAAUGUAUGUGCCAGUCCUUUUUAAUUCAGGUCUCAGUUGUCCCAGAGGAUUAUACCUCAGUUUGGCUACAGCGUUGCCUUGGUUUAGAAGUCAGACUCUGUUCCACUCAUUAUAUACAUGGAAAACAAUCUUGUAUUGUCUGCUGGCUUAUUUUAGUUUGGGGAGUGGAAAUUUCCAGCCUUGUGUGUAGAUGAAUAUGCAGACAGAGAAUGUUUGUGUUUAGCCUUCGAGGUUAAAGCAAGGCUUAACAGUCAGAUAUCUAAUGAGCAAUAUGGGAUUAGUUGUAGUUAUCACUUCCUCAGAAGUCUGUUUAACAUGCUCUUUCCCCAUACUAAUCCUAGCCGGUGAUUGACCUGAUUGCUGUAAUACCUCCGCAUGUAUAGAAACCCAACGUUUAGAGGGUCAGCGGUAGGUGAGUUCUGUGUUCUGUACUCUAGUGCUUUUGAAACGUCUAUGAUAAGAAGUGAUGUGGUUCAGAGCAACCUCAUUUCAUGGUGCUCCAAACAUGCUCUUGUGGGCUUGAGACAUUUUAUGAGCUCCUGUGAGUAGUGGGGGUUUAAUUUGCAUGACAUCCAGCCACAUAUAUGAAAAUAAGAUACAUAUUUAUCAAGGCAAGAUUUUGUAUGUUACGUGUCAGGCCUUCAUAGUAACUGGCCACUGCAAACCUAGAGUCCAUGGCACACACCAGUGUUGAAUUUCACUCACCAGUUGAAACCUGAGAUUUACAUGAAAAAAAGUUCAACACGCGUUAGUCAGGGGUACCCAAAAGGUAGAUCCUAGAUGUUGUAGAACUAAAACUCCCAUGAUGCUUUGUAUGCCUUUAGAAUGAUAAAGCAUCAUGGAAGCUGUAGUUUUUAAACAUUUACCUUUUGGGGACCCUUGUUAUAGGUGACUUUCAGUGUUUAAUUCAAUAGUGUAACUUUUAGAAAAUAUCUUUUUUUUUUUUUUUUUAAAGUCUAUACAUAGUUACUCUAACAUUCUCUGCUCCUCACCCUAUUUAUAAAGGAUCAAUGAAUGAUUACAUGCCAGAAAGCCUGCCACCGGUGGGUUUUUUUUUAAGGCGGCUUGGAUUGGCAGUGCACCCACUGGUCCUCUGUCCAUGCUCCUUCAUGAGACAAAAACCAAAUUAAAUCAUGGAUCCCACACAGUGUUAAUUAUUAAUGGAGAAUUAGUUUUGUAGUUCAGUUAAGAUUUUAAUAGCCUUCAAAUGUGUACUGUCCCUAAUAUCUCUUAAAGCCUUUAUGUCCUAUGAGACCGACUAGAGUUUUAAUUCCCAUCCUUUCCUAUUUAUAUUCAGCUACAGAUUCCAGCCACUAAUUUAAUGUCUAUUGUAGAAGCCACAGAUCCUUUUAUUUCCCGAAACUUGUAACCAAGCAAGCUGGUGAAAGUAACCCCCCCUCGUAUCCUUCAUUAGGCUUCUUUUUCCUCCAUUCACACUCAGAUUAAUCGUUGUAUCCCCUGCCCUAGAAAGGAGUCGUUCAGCAGUGGGGAAGUCCCCUUUAGAAUAGAAUUCUGCUGUCUGUUGUAUUGAAGGAUCUCAUUUAGAACAGGUAUCUAUGUAACAAGGCUGUGAAAAUACUGGAUGGCUGUCUUGGAGGAGGGUUUGUAGAGUGUUUCCAUGAGGAUUAUGUGACUUGCGAACAGGGGACCCACAAUCUUCUAUAACCCAAUAUCUAAAUUGACCAAAAUGAGAUGUAUUUUUCUUAAUGCAGAUAUAAUUAAAUAAAAAAAAUUAUCUGUACCAGUUCAAUGCUGCAUGACCACUAGUUCCCAGUAUCUGCAACGUCUGCCGAAAUCAGGAAAUGGUUAGUUUCUUACCCAGUCUUGGCCUUAUUUAAUUGGGAACAAUGUGAAUCUCUUAACGCUUGCACGAGAAUGGCUUGUGGGAUAUGUAGAUCACAGGUUUCUUUAAGUUAAUGCCAAGCUCUGAAAAUUCUUUCAACUAGCGGAGAGCUUUAUUCAUAUUAUUUUGUGAAAUAAGCACUUGGAACCACAGCUGCUGUACAAGUUCCGCCCCCAUCCAAAUAAUUAGGGAGCUUUAUAGAUUGAGGGUGUUCAUGCCCAAACUAGUAUUUUUGAGGAAAGCUCAUAGCACAUUAUGUUGCAUGAAUUGUUUCCUUAAUGUAAUCGCAAAAUUGAGAUUUUUAUUGUACUGACCACAAACAGGGUAAGUAGGUGGACAUUGUGUUUUUAAAAGUCUUGGUGACCGCACUGCAUGCAUAGAGGAUUUGUACGUUUGUUUUAUUUAUUUAUUUAUUUUUUAUACACAGUUGCCUUUUUAUGGCUGUUACAAUGUGGAAUUGUUUUUGCUGAUUCUGUGCAGAGCAACCUUGCUUUAUGGCAAUGCUGUAAAAUAAUUAAAAAUCAGUGCUGUGUACUCCUGGGUGAAACGAUGUACAGUCUUUAUGCUUUCUAUGGAUGUAAGAUAUGUUUUACCUCUUUAGAUUCUGAUCCUGUUGAUCCAUUAGUAAAUAGUGAAUUGACAUAAAAGGGCUGUUUUUUUAAAUUUUAUUAUUUAUUUUUUUUAUAUUUUUUUUGCAGAGGCAGCCUCCCCUUAUUUCUGGCUUUGAUAUCUGUCUGAGGCUGGCAUCUGAAGCACAUGGUUAAAUAUAGCCCUCCCAGAGUUCCUGUAAAGCAUCUCUCCUCGCUUACUUUUUUUUCUUCCUCCUUUUCCGUUGCUUGCCGGAUUAACCGGUCUUUGCUGCACUAGAUUUUUUUAUUACAGCCAGUUAAAUCUCUGCUGAUUCCUCGCAGAAUGUUUAGUCUGCUUGCUACACCCACAUGGAGCACUGUGCCUGCUCCUACAGCUGAAGCAUGCUCAGGCUCUCACUAACCCUUUCAGUGCCCUGUAAAGUAAUCGCCUCCUUCUUGGUGGUCAAGCCAUUCUUGUUGAAUUCCUUUUCUCCCAGAGCUUUGUAUUUAGUUGAAAAGUAUUACAAAGUGCAGUUGUUUGUACAUCCCACUAUAAUCUGUGUUCAGGAAAGUGUUUUUUGUUUUUUUUUACCCAACUUUUCUGUAUGGGUUUAGUUUCAACUGAGUUUUGUUUUUUUGUUUUUUGGUAUCAAAUUAAUGUCAAAAUUUGCAGUUUUCUUCUCCCCGUUUUUUUUUUAGGUUCUUGGUAUAGUGACCAAGUUUACAGAUGGCUGCAGUUUAUUUUUGCACAGGAAAAAAAAAAAAAAAAGUGCCAAAUGAUAAGUUCCUUGGGGCAGGCUUGUUUAAGGAUCACAGUUCAGUCAUCUCAACCUAUAAAUGCUUUUUUACUGUUUUGUGAUAAUACAACUUGCUGAGUGUUCUAGAUCAGUCUGAGGAGUGAUAUUGUGCAAGCAGGACUAGGUCAGUGUUAAAUCUGAAUCUGUAAAUGCUUUUCUUAGUAUUGCAUUUGUUUAAUCUCAAUAUUUAUUGUCCUGGGACAGGGGCUUGGCAACCUUUGGCACUAUGUAGUCUACUCUUCAACAUCUGAAUCGCGGAAGGUUUCCUGCCCCUAUCCCAGGAUAUAUUGUGCUUUAUCUUCCACGCACAUCUCUAAUGGAUAGUGUAAACAUGCUGCUGCUGUGUAUAUAUUGCGUAAUCCUAGAGGAGCUAGGUGCUUCCUUCUGUCACUUGUCCCAAUAAGGCAGCCGAGCUGUUAGUGUCUCCAGCCUUGUUGGUUUAAUGCUCCAGGCUAUCUUGAAUUUUGCCAUCAUUGGCCACUGUCUGGAAAAUGACAUUACCCACAUUAACAGCUUAGUUUGCUUACACCGUUUGUGUUUUAUUCCAGGCUUAGCCUGCAUGGCAUUCAAACCGUACACUGUUAAUCUCCCACCCAGUUUAAAAAUAGAGACUAUAUCUGAAUUACCAAGAAGAGCUAAUAGACAGAAACCGCUUUGCUGUCACAGAUCAGCAGUUUGUACUUCUUGGCAGACCGCGACCUUGACAUGUGUAAAGAUCCAUGUUGGUGUUUAAAUAUAGUACACUGAAGGGAUGAUGUAUAUACGACUAGAGAAUCAAUUCUAUCUCUUUGCAUGGGGCCUAGUCAACAGAGAUCAGCUUUAUUUUCACUGUUCGACACAAGACUGUUUGUUUUUAGCUCACCUGAUUGUCGGCUACAUGAUAGGAGCUCACGUUUGUUUUCAGUGACUUAGAAAUCUAAUGUACCAGUUUUUGUUGUUUUUUUUUUUUAAUUCGUACAUCAGAAAUCAAUUGGCCCGUGGUUUACAGUGUAACUAUCGUUUAAAGAAUCUAACUUUCCAGAAGUUUAUCAUCCACAAUAAAGUAAUCUGGUCAUGGAGUUAUAACCAGCUGGAAUGUGGAAUAGGAUUUUAUUUGCUUAUUUUGUGUGAAAACUUUAAUCUGCGUAGUUUCCCCCUCCCACCCCGGCUCUUCAAAUCCUGAGAAAAUCUAACAAAAGUAAUUUUAAGUGUAUUCUAUUUAGCAGUGUUAGGUUGUGGUCUCAUUUGUUGAGGUUGCUGUUGUUCCUUGUAGGUUUUGAAAGACAGCCUCUUGUUAAAAACAGUAAUAGUUAUUUACCACCAAAUUGGCAUUUUUAUCCCAUAUAGGAUUACAUGUGGCUUUAAUAUGCUGAAGGCAGACACACUCUUGAGUAUUAUUUAAUUUUGUACUCUGAGAUAUCCAUGUCAGGUAGUGUCAUGGAUGUUGUUUAUAUGGAAGGUUACAAGAUUGAAUUUAAACAAGUGACCGUACCUCUUCCUGUGUCAUUUGGGCACACUGCAGUGUGCUUCAUUUAUGUAAUGCCAACAUAUUCUUCAUGCUUUAAAGGGACACUGUAGGCACCCAGAUCACUAUCUUCUAGACCGCCACUGGGGACGCUUCCUGCAAUGAAACGGACCUUUGGUUUGGUAUCCGACGCUCUGCAUGAGGACCUCUAGCGUCAGAUUUGUUCCCCGUAGGAAAACAUUGAUUCAAUUCUUUCCCAUGGGGAGGUCUAAUGCACGCACUGGCACGCGUAAGACCCUGCUCGUCGUGGGACAGAGGAGUGUGCAGAGGCGCAACCCAGCACUGAGGGACGUUGGUGCUGGCAUAAGGUAAGUAAAUUAAAGGGUUUUUAAUCCUUUUACUUACGGGGGGUGCGCAGGGGCUAGCGGUAGUGCCAGGAAUACAGCUUUGUACUCCUGGCACUACAGUAUCUCUUUAAUUCUGAUAAUAAAGUUGUCCUGGUAUAGGUAAAAUAGUACCUAUGUAGGUAGUGGGAGAGGAUAUAUUUAGGUUUGCCUCCUCGUGUUUCUGGAUGUUGGGGGAUGAGGGUGGCUGUUCAGACAGUGUGAUUCUUGGUCCAGUUAUUUGUACUUAGCAACCCCUUUAUUUCUCUCUCUCAGAUGCACCUUCAGAUUUCCCAGCACAAAUAUCAAGAUCACAUUCACAGCUCUGGCCAGCGACAAGAAGGAGAAACAAGAGGCCCCUGAAUCCCCAGUGAAACCAGUGCAGCCCCAGAUCUCUCCGCUGACCAUAAACAUUCCAGAGAACAUGGCUCAUUUGAUCAGCCCUCUGCCCUCACCCACAGGAACUAUAAGGUAUGCCAUAGCAGGAUAUCUGAGACUAGAGAGAAAUGUGACUGCCAAACUUUCGAAAUAACCAUUUUAAUCUGUUGAUUGCCAUCACAACAAUCACAAGCCUGCUUGCAUGUUGGCUGACUGCUUCUGCCCCAGAAUACCAAAUGAUCAUGAUGUGCUGCUAAUGCCCCAUCCACUUGGAAUGGGAUUUUGAGAGGUUUGUCAUAGUAAGAAAUUAAACUUGUAUCUGGGGAUCCUAUUGCCUGAAUGAGGAAAGUUAGUGCUGCAUCUCCAUUCAUUGUGUGCAAGCAGUGAUUUUUCUACAGUUCUCUUGGUGUAGUCUGAAGAUUUUAUAGAUCACAUGCAGGUCAUUCUGGUCCAUAAAUAAGCGAGGGUAAAUAAUGCAGUUCUGUUCUUUAAUCUGUCGUGGAUUCUGUGCCAAACCUGUCUCCAGAUUCUGUUAUUGUCUAGCUCAAUAUAAACAGUGGGGGAAAAGGACUUGGAUGCAGAAUUGAAACAUUAAAUUCCAUUCUUUCAUGUCCUCAGAGAAACCUGCCAGUUAAGGUUUUUUUUUUCAUUUUGUCAGAAGAAAAAAAUUUGUUAUUGAGUCAGCAGUUUUCCUUGGAAGCCUCUAUGGCGUCUGCCUAAUGGCUGGAUGGAAGCAUUAAGCAGGGUACUCAUGUGAAACUGUGAACCUGCUACCUGAAAUAUCUGCCAAGUGAGCUAUGGCAGAAGCUUGAUUUCUUAUGUAUCUUAGUGUUUUUCUAUUAUUCCUGUACAUAUAUUACAUGCGUCUGUACAAUCCAGAUUGCUGUGUACCAUUCCCAACACGAAUUUGCACUUUUUGCACAAUAAAAAAAAAUUACAUACUCUUCACACACAAAGCUUUUCAGGAAGUUAAAGGACCACUCUAGGCACCCAGAUCACACAGGGUGCCUGGUCCAACUAGGGUUAAUUUUUUUUUUUUUUAAUAUAAACAUAGCCGUUUCAGAGAAACUGCUAUGUUUAUAAAUAGGUUAAUCCAGCCUCUAAAGCCUCUAGUGGCUGUCUCAUUGACAGCCGCUAGAGGCGUUUGCGUGCUUCUCACUGUGAAAAUCGCAGUGAGAAGACGCAAGCGUCCAUAGGAAAGCAUUAUGAAUGCUUUCCUAUGAGACUGGCUAAAUCUUUGCGCAGCUCCUGCCGCGCAUGCACAUUCAGCCGAAGAGAAGGAGAGCUCCCCGCCCAGCGCUGGAUAAAGGUAAGAUUUUAACCCCUUCCUUUCCCCAGAGCCCGGCGGGAGGGGGACCCUGAGGGUGGGGGCACCCUCAGGGCACUAUAGUGCCAAGAAAACGAGGUGUGUUUUCUUGGCACUAUAGUGGUCCUUUAAAGAGCUUUAGGGGUCUGCAAUUUCCCUUUAAACUCUGAUUUUCAACUCUUCCAGGAAUCCAGAAUUCUAAUUUGUGUCAUGGAUCCUACCAUCGGCAUGGUUCUGCAGAGUUUGUAGAAAUUACAAGCAGUAUGAUUGUAAAUAAAAUCUAUAUUUAAAAUCUUUUAAAAUAUUUUUUCUCCACAGCGCUGCAAACUCUUGCCCCUCCAGCCCUCGUGGCGCAGGUUCGUCAGGUUACAAAAUGGGCCGUGUCAUUGCCGCAGACCUUCACUUAAUGACAGAAAACUCCCAAUCAGAGAAUGACAAGGAGGCUUCGGGAGGAGACAGUCCCAAGGUGAGGCCCCAGUCUAUUUAGUACCAAAUAAAAACAUUGAGUUCCUAUGCUAAAAAGUCACUGCAAAAUCCAUAGAUGGGAAACACAAUCGGCUGUCUUCACACAUUAGGAUUGUUUGUUGGAAAUACAGACACCUGAGUGUUUGGAGUGAAAGAUUAAGAAAGUGUGUGUAUCUGUAUUUAUAAUCGUUACUGGCAAUAGUCUUACAACCUCCAGUCAAGUAACUGCUUGAUUACUUUGUAGAUUUUGCUGUGGUAUACAGCUUGGGGAACAUGGUUUAGCUUUAUGGUGUGUUUUUUGGGGGUUAUAGGAAUUCGAGUUAAUUGAUAAGCGAAUCACAUAUUUUGGGCCAUAAUAUUUGAAAUGGGGUGGGGGGUAGAAAACCUCCAAUUUACUGUAAUGUCUAUUUUUAUAUAUAUUUUUUUACAUUUGUAUUUUAUUGUAUUUAAUACACUUGGUAUAUGUCCGAAUCAUUAUAUGGAAUUAAGGUAAAAAAAUAAACAUAUAUAGGAGAGAAAAACAUAUAAAUCGGCUGCAUAGCGGUGGUGAGGAUGUACGUAUUGUGUUAUCAAUACUGUUAAGGCUGAGUCAAACAGUGACCUGAAAUUUGGGAUUAAUUGUGUGUGUUGGUGUGUGUGUGUGUGUGUGUAUGUUUUGUUUUGUGUGUGUGUGUGUGUAUGUUCUAUUUCGACUUAAUUUGUAACUUAGUCUGACAUUUCUUGUGAGACUGCUUUAUUGGUUACUGUAAGAAGGAACUACUACGUUGCCUUCUAAUAGUGGCUGAUUCUGCGCAUUUCAUCAUUGUCAUUUUUUUAUUUUUAUUUUUCCCUACAGGAUGACUCAAAGCCCCCUUACUCCUAUGCACAGCUUAUAGUCCAAGCGAUUACUAUGGCCCCUGACAAACAGCUCACAUUAAAUGGAAUAUAUACGCACAUAACAAAAAACUAUCCAUAUUAUCGGACUGCAGAUAAAGGCUGGCAGGUAAGUGACACUGUGACCUGCACUGGGCACUUCAUUAAACGAUGUGUGGUGUCUUAAGACCAGACGAAAUAGAACUGCAAUUCUAAACCUGUGUGAUCUUCAGACCUACAUACACAAAGCGGUGGAAUACAUUCAGCAUCAUGAUUCUUUUAUUACUGAACCCCUUCACCGCCAAAUGCUCCUUGUUUGUAAAUAUAUUGGCAUACCAUUUAUUUGAAAUAUGGUGUUCAUAGCAAGCAGAUAAACAUGCCAUUACGUUGAGUGUAUAAUAAGAAAUCUGGUUAUUCUCACAGAUUUGAAAAAAGUCAAAUAACCUGCUUCUUGGUGUUUGUAGUGAUGGCAAAAAUAAAAUACCACAUUUUGUAAAGUUAAUCAUGUAUUUGCCCCCCCAAAAAAACAGACCUGGCACACUCUAAUUCUGCUGACUUUUGUACUAAUUUAUUAUAUGAAGGAUCUGAGAAUGUUUGUUUACAGAACACUCUAAUUGUUAUAAAUACAUAUAUACUUUUAUCUGGGCCGUUUCAUUGCAGCAGAAGUAACUCUACCGGCUGCAUCUCUGGAAGGCCACUAGAUUGUUUUACCCUUAGUAGACAUUGCCGUUGAUGCAAAAUGUCAGAGUUUUACCUUAAAGGGUUAAAAGUACAGGGCCAUACCAUGUCAUUGAGGUGAAGUCGUAUGGGUGGACUUUUAAGAUGUGGUUGUGGUUUUGCAAUUCUCCCUUUAGUGGGUAAGCCGUGUUUUAAAAAGGGAUAUAGGUUUAGUGGACGACAAUGUGAUGUUCCAUAUCAUUGAAGCAGUUAUGGAAAACAAGGACUUGUAGGAGUUGUAGGUUUACUUAUUUCAUUGGAAAAAUGCUAUAGAACAAUACAUAAAUAUAUUGAGACAUGUAGGAUGUGGUGACUUGCUCAACAAGAUUGUACAGGUCAUCAAGACUUGAUAAUGGGAUACUUUACCAUGAUGCCUCAUAGUUUCUCCUCUAGUCACUGUAGAAGACCUUCUCCAAGACCUGUCCUCACUGGGUUUUGGCUUUUGAAAGAAUAUUUCUCCAUCUCUCUGCUGAAACCUUAACUCUGCAAUAAUGUAUUUUUUAAUUGUAAGACGUUGUCUUGGAAGGGAAAGCUUGACGCACAUAGAUUCUUUUUACGGAGGUAUUUAUCUAGGCAGAUAUCUGCUCAGUUAUUCAACAAGGAACCCGUAAACGAGUGGUUUUUGUUUGGUUAUCUUUGGAGUUUUUUGGGGAGGGUUUUUGGUCUUUUUUUCUUUUUUUUUCUGUUCAACUAAAAGAAAUGUUUCUUUAUAUCUUCCUAGAGAAAGUGUGGUUUUUAGACUGUGAUAAUCACACGUGAUCCUUCUGUACACCAUAUCCUGAAGGAAUUACACAGAAAAUUGGCCAAUUGCAAAGUUUUUCUGUGUUUGUAGCAGUGGUAAUCUGCUAGACAUCGGUCACAGCGCAGUCAUUCCUGAAAAUGUUAAAAUCUCACAUUACUUCCUAGGUUCUAGUCUCAUUUUCCUGCUUGUCAUUUUAGCCCUAAAUUUGGAUCAUCUUUUAACAUCAAUUUAUUGACUAAAUUUCUUGGCAGCCUGCAGGGGAGAGCUUUUUUACCAGUGUCUUCUAUAUUUUAAUCAUUAUUGCUUUUGCUUCACUUGUACCAUAGUUUCUAAGCUUUUAGUUUAGGAUAUGUAAUUUCAUUGAUGCAGUGCACCCUUCUUGCACAAGGUGUGGGGGUGGAAGGAAAGUGGCAUAGCUGGGUAGGGUGUGAUGUUGGUGUAAUACACACAGCUCCAGCAUUAUGGUGGCACAGACGGCACUAGUGUGGGGGUAUUUCCAUUUUUUUGGGGGUGUAUUUGUUACAAGCCUUUCCCAAAGCAAUUACUUUUAGCAAUAUCUCAUUGCAAAGUGCUUAACGUGUCAUAAUUAGAUGGCUCUAAAGCUUUGUUCAGAAUGCUUUUGUUUAAAAAAAAAAAUAAACAAAAAUAAAAAAAAUCCCUUUUUAAUAGUCUGUUUUUUCUUAUUUUAAUAUACAUAAUCUAGUAUUGGCCCAUACCACCUUAUUAGACCUUCUGAGAGAUGCUUAGUUGAAGUCACUCUGGAGGUGCAGUCACUUCCUUAUUGUGACCCUCCUUACCAUGCCGGUACUGGACAGAUCAGUGACUGGACAGGCUCUAUAUGUGUUUCCCACAGCUGUCUCUCUGUAAUCAGCCUAGCUAUUUCAGAGUUUGGAUUAUAUUUGUGAAAUCUAUUCUGAACUCAUCUGUAUCACAUCCUCCAGUUCAGUAAAAUGUUGUAGUCCUGCCAAUAGAAAACGGUCAUGUUGGGAGUAAACAUGUGUUGCUGUCAUUUGUUUGAUAGGGUUGGGACAACACCUAAAAAAUUAUGUUUACAUCCUGACAGGUGUGGGGUUUUUUGGUGUUACGUUGAAAUGUGGCAAUAUGCUACUGUGGAUAGCUGAAGCAUUGUUACCAUGAAAUGCAGGCUAGAGAUAGAGAUAGAUAUAUAUAUAUAUAUAUAUAUAUAUUAUUUUUUUAUUUUUUUUAAUGCACACAGCCGUUUGCUAUUCCUUGGAUGUCUGGGUUUAUGUAGUAAUCAUUAUUUGUACAGGUUUGCUGGUUGCAGGCCUCUCUUCUCAGAUAAGAAAUUCAGUAAAACAGUAACUGGGGGAAUUGGGUAGCACACUUUUCUAAAUGUCAAUAAGUGGUGUCUGGGAGGUUUGCUUUUGAAAACCUCAUUAAAUCUGUGUCAAAUGUGAGUGACCGAGUUGAACCAGAAUUUUGAAAACUUUGGUUAUCUUUAGGUAUGCCGUCAAAAUUUCCACUAGCCGCUGGUGAGUGCAAAUGUAGCUCUGGUGAGUUGGCCGUGGUCUUACCAGGCUUUCUGUGGCAAAUAACUUUAAGACCUGGCCAGUAGUGUAGAACUUGAUUUUAAGCCCUGCUGUGUAAUUUAUUCAAACCAAAUUUACUGACCAGAUAAUGUUUUUUUUUUUUUUUUUCUACCUAAAUCUUUAGCAAUAACUUCUUGAAUUGAGGUAAAAGGAUAAUAGAUUGGUAUACAUUCAGUCUGUUUCUUCCAAAAUGAAUGCAGUAUGUUCACCUCCUGGCUAAUCAGUUGAAAUAAGUGAUAGGCACGCCAGUUAGUUUUCACAUGAAAGCUGUCACAUUGUCACAAUGCAUGGAUCAUGGAGUUCUUUGCUAUUGAUUGCCAUUGGCUACACACAAAUGCACAUAAACCAUGUCUAUUGCAAGUCAGAUUCAUCAGCCUUAAGCUUGAAGUAUGCAAGUACCAGUUAAAGGUAAAAUAUAAGGUGUCUAAAGUACAUGCAGUGCUUCCAUAACUCUUAGUGCAUUGUGAAAACAGCCCUGUACCGUAAAUGGAGUAUUUCACGUUUUAUUGUACUUUAAUCUGUGUGAUUUUAAGUAAAGUUGCCAUAUGUAACUUUCCUAUGCUUGCUCUCUUGUAGAAUUCUAUACGUCACAACCUCUCUCUGAACCGAUAUUUCAUCAAAGUACCACGAUCGCAGGAAGAGCCUGGUAAGGGAUCGUUCUGGAGGAUAGACCCAGCAUCCGAGAGCAAGUUAAUAGAGCAAGCUUUUAGGAAACGAAGGCCAAGGGGAGUACCCUGCUUCAGGACACCUUUAGGACCCCUUUCAUCAAGGUAACAGGAUGUGGAUCUGUCUGAACUCCUGCAAUGCACAUUGAGAUUUAAACAUCCAAAAAUAUACAAGAAUAAUCGGGAUGUGUAGAUGACUUGAUUCACUCCAUAUGUGAAUUCACAGAGGGAGGACUAAUUGUUUCUGUCUACACUAUCACAGUACAGUUGAGAUAACUUUGACCUGUCAAGGAAACAAUAAUGUUGUUCAAUUCUCUCUACAUAUCGCCCUCUUCUGUUGUACACUGGUAUUGAUAGCUUUCACAUAGAGUAGUAUGGAAAUUUAUUUUAUUUUUGUUUUCGCAUUGAAUGGUUAUCAUUCAUAUUAUGACAUGUCCACAACAGGAGAACAUAUAAGCAAGAGAGAUUGCCAUCACAAUAUGUGGCAUGACCAGAAUAGUGUCAGUCCUUAUAUUGGCUUCCUGUAUCCUAAGAGUCAAUUCAAAAUGCCAUACCUAUAAAGCACUGAACAAUUCUAGCCCCUCUUAUAUAGGCCAUAGGUAUGCCCCUUCUCGGUCUCGCCACUCUGCCCGUGACCACCUGUUGUCCUGUUCCUAUGGAAUAGCCUGCCUACCACCAUCAGACUCUCCCCUAGUCUUCAAUCAUUUAAGAAGUGCCUUAAAACCCAUCUCUUUAGGAAAGCUUAUGGCCUCCCAGAGUAACCUCUACCUCGCAUACCUGUCUCUUGCUCUCUCCUAAAGGGCAGCACUCUACACUCUCCUCCAGCUCUGCUUCACUCCUACCUUAUUUGGUUGUUGUUUCCUGUCCCAAUGUGUUUUAGACCCCACUUUCUUUGGACUGUAAGCUCGUUUGAGCAGGGUCCUCUUCGACCUAUCGUUCCUGUAAGUUUUCUUGUAAUUGUCCUAUUUAUAGUUAAAUACCCCCCUCAUAAUAUUGUAAAGCACUACGGAAUCUGUUAGCGCUAUAUAAAUGGCAAUAUGUUGUGGAAACAAAAUCUUCUAAUAACCGGUUAUGCUAACACAACUUAUAAUGCAGUCCCCACUGAUUUAGUCUAUGAAUUCACACUUUUUUUUCCCCCCCUAAUUUUUUCAUGCUGUUAACUCACAAAUUUUUAAAAAAAAUUUUUAGUCUCUCUCCAGGUUAGAAAUGUUGAAUUUAGUGAUGUAAUGAAACUGUAUUGUCACAGACCUCAAAGUAAUUACACAAUACAUAAACCUAUAACAUCUUUUAUGAAGGGAUACAACAAGCACCAUGACCACUUCAGUGAUCGGAAGUGGUCUUAUUGCUUUAGAGUCUGUGCAGCAUUUCGCUGUGAAGUGAUGCACUUACACAUUUUGACAACAAAACACAUUUCUCUAACAGCACCUCCAGCAGUCAUUCCAUGAAUUCACUAGUUCUGCUUAUUAGAUUGUGUUUGCAAAUUUUUGACCAGUAUAUUUGUACAUUAACUAGUAGAUGAUAAGUAUCCUCCAAUAUCUUUCUCUGAACAGGAGUGCACCGGCCUCUCCAAACCACUCUGGAGUCUUGUCUGCCCAUUCAAGUGGCGUCCAGACCCCGGAGAGUCUGUCUAGGGAAGGCUCUCCAGUCCCUCUGGAUCCAGAACCUAGCACCAUCCAGCCAAAGCUCGCAGUCAUCCAGGAAGCGCGGUUUGCACAGAGCGCUCCAGGUAUAAUGCACAAUAUGGGAUGCCUCUUACGGGUUUCUCUGAAAGUUAGUACCACUAUACUGUGUAUGCUUUAUAUUUCUGUGAAUGAAAUUACCAUGGCAAGGUAAUAAAGUACCAGCAGCUGGCUGCCAGUAGAGACAGAAAAGAGGUGUGUAAUAUGUAUAAUAUUUUAUUUUUUAAUUUUUUAAAAUAAAAAGUAAUAGUGGUUUAAAGAUGGAUGCAGUUCCUGUGCAUGUCUUCUUUGAUGUUGGGAUCUUGGCUCCAUUUUGCACUAUAUAUGCUUUUUUCUUUCUUUUUUUUUUUUUUUUAAAUACUUUCAAUGUGUGUGUGCAUACCCAUACAGGACAACUCAGCUCUGUCUCCAAUUUCAGCUUCAGCUAUAGGGGAGUCCCAUCUCUAUAAACUAAAGGAUGAUGAUGCAUGCAUUCUAGCCUCUUGGUUCCCCACCCCAUCUCUGUCCACUGAAGUUCAAGCUAUUGGCUGUCCUGGGCCUUCACAAACUGCUCCCUUUUAUUCCUUUUGGCAGACAGCUGAUGUAUCAAAACUACAGCCUCUCGGUGAAAAUAAAGUUAAUCCUAAGCAAGAAAGAACAAAUGUGGGGGGAAGAACAUAGCUUCCAUAAUUGUUACUGUACAUCAAUCUAGUUGUUUUGUGUUGAUGGGUAAAUGUACUGUCCCUUUAAACCGGAGUUGGUAGUAAGUGUACUGUCCCUUUAAACCCAGUAACUUAAAUCAACAAUGGCUUGACUGCUUCACAAAACCCCCCAUGAGAUAGUUUUUGUGUUUUCUUUCCAGGGAAUGAAACGUCUGGUUCCUGAUUACUUGUUAAUAUUUCCUUUUGCGUUUUCAGGAUCUCCACUCUCCAGCCAACCAGUCCUCAUCACUGUGCAACGGCAGCUCCCACAAACCAUAAAACCGGUCACAUAUACAGUGGCCACCCCAGUGACCACCUCCACAUCCCAGCAGGCGGUUAUGCAAACUGUACAUGUUGUGCACCAAAUCCCAGCAGUAUCUGUCACCAAUGUGACCGGCUUGACACCUAUCAAUACCUACACGGUCGCAGGGCAAGCUGUGGUUGCACAGGCUGUGAUGGCCCAUCCCAAGCUAGAACCACAUGAGAAUGGUGACCACAAGGAGGUUAAAGGUAUAUCUAGAAUGUCAUAAACUACCUAGAAUUUAUUAAUGUGUCUGUGCUGCAUGGUAAUAAGAUUCAAGAGAUGAGUGAAGUCAGGAUGUUGAUGUUGUACCCCAACAAAAUUCUCUGUUACUUUGCAAGACACUUUAUUAAGCAGCUACCCUACUAACCGUACUGCUCUUAUCUUUGUAUCAUACAUUUUCUAUUGACUGUUUAUGAUGCUUGUUAAUUAAUAUAAAGCACGUUUACACUUAGGACAAAUUGGGACAAAAUUAUAAAAUUAGUUUUACAUUUUAAUUUAAAAUUUCCUUUAUAACUGCAUAAUAUAUAUUUUAGUUUUACUCUCCGGGACUAGAGAUUGUAGAUCUUUGUAGCAGCUCUUAAACUAGGCCACAUUUUUAUUUUUUUUAUUUUUUUUAAGUCUUUAUUUUCCUUUUUCUUUUCUCUCUAGUUAAAGUAGAAGCUAUUCCAGCAAUUGGCCAUCCUGCGCUUACUACAGCCAGUAGGAUCAUUCAGACCUCCGCCUCUGCUCCCCUCCAAACAGUUACUAUAGUUCAAGCUCCUCUAGGUCAACACCAGCUUCCAAUUAAAGCAGUAACACAGAAUGGGACACACAUGGUUCCCAUCACCACUGCCAUUCAAGGACAGGUCACCACAGGUGAGAGAGAUACUGACCUCUUUUGGGAAAUGCUACUUUGUGCUCAGCGUUAAGGCUUAGUGCUAAAAACAUGUUACAAAUUGGGCAAGUAAACAGCCACUGCCUCCUAACUAUAGCUCCAUUAGAUAGCCAUCCUGGCCGCAAGGCCCGUAGUAGUGGCUUUUUACUCGCACUCCAAACUAAGUUUAAUUUUAGAGACCAUUAUCAAGCAUUCAGAAUGGUCUUGUGGUGCUCCUAAUCAGUUAUGUCCCACUGACUUUGUGUGUUAGUUACUUUUGUUCAAGAUGUACAAUUGGUUGAGGCACUUGGCUGUUUAAACUAGGCGGGGCCGACAGGAAGCCUAGUUGGCGUUUGAUGGCUUUCGUUUUAUCACGGUUGUGUCCUUUAAGCUACAUAGCCACCGGUUGGUCACUCCUGGGUUAAACGGCUGGUAAGUAUCUGUUUUUUGUAUUCAAAACAGUUAAGGGUAUAUUUUACAGCCUUAACAAGAGUAAAAACUGCUUUGAUAAUAAUUGGGCAUGCCCAUGAAUGGUAUUACAUUGCCAGUCAUGUCUUAUUACAAGCAAUAUCACCCACAUUAAUGGGGCUUCAGUGGCCAUAGGAGAUAUUGAUUGGCUGAAAUACGCGUCUAACAGAACUGAACACGUAACAUUCUUCUAAUAAGCAAGUUUAAGUUCCAUUAAGUUAAACUGUGCAAUGCCUGUACUGGCCAGCAUUUUGAUAUGAAGGCCUGCACAUUAUUCAAGUAGCUUGGUAUAGGAAUGUUAUUUUAUAGUCACUGGUAUAUAAAAUAUAGAACAUGUGGACCGCGAACAUGGCAGCCACACACCCUAAUUCUAUAUCUAAGGACUAGACGUUCACCAUUUGCAAAGACUCACGAUCACACCAGAUACAUGUAUAGUAUAUAUUUUAUAAUCUAUAAAGCUGGUAAUACCUUCAUGGACAUUAAGACCCAUACUAUGUAUGUAAUAAUAUACAAACUGCUGGGAAAUCUGAAUACCACAUGUUUAGUUUGCUCACAUACAUAUAUAAUACUUGUCUAGAUGGGAGCAUUUUACGAACAAGUGGGUGUUGGCAAAAGAUGGUAAAUAUCGGGGUUCUCCUUAGCCGCUUGAUGAUAAUACUCCAAGCCUGUAAACCAGAAGGUAUUUAUAUGUGUAUGUGACCGGUAAAGCUUAACUGCACAUGUGGGAUCAAGUUGGUAGGGGGUCAGAUUUGUGUUGGUUGAGCAAUCAUGUCCCCAUCCAAUCAGACACCCCACCCUAUGUUAUCCUUCUUCUUUCCCUUACUCCGUGUAAAUUUGAGUAUCCCGGGACAGGUGAUUUUGUCCCCUUCUAAAAUGCAGUCCAGAUCUUUAGCUGAAUAUUUUUUUCAGCUAACUCCAACUACUCGCUGAUUGAGAGCCCCUGGCAGUGGAGAGGAAAUGGAACCAGAGGUAGGACUGAACCAUGCAUCCGUCUGUUUGUUCUCUUUGGUCUUUUCUUUCAUGAGGGAUGUUAAUGCAAUGUUACUGUAAGACUUGUUUGUUGUGCGGAGGCUGUGUGUGUGUUUCUAUAUCAGUCUGAAUGCUGAUGCACACUUAUGUGCAACAUUGAGGUGUGAUUUUGUUGCUAGGUAAGCAUGAAAGAAGCAUGAGACUCGCAGACUGUGUUCUUGAAGCUUUAGCAUGAUCCAGUGAAAUAUGACUGCUGGAUUAUGCUAAAGGAUCACCGUAAUCACUUCACCUUACUGAAGUGGAAUGGUACAAAUAACCUGCCGCUGCAGCCUUUCUUUGAAAAAAUGUUUCACACUGAAGAUAAAAAAAACCAACUUAUUUCUUAGGGUAGGGCUGUCUAUUUAUUCACAACCUAACAUUUAAAGCCUGUAAACCUUUUCCUGCAAUACAAAAAUAAAACAUUAUAAAAAUAAAUAAAUAAACCAGCCAGUACAGUGCCUGGAUGGCCAUAUCCGUUUCAGUUUCUCCCUUUGACUCUCACAUGGCUAGGAGUAGGCCCGUGCCAAGAGCAGAAGCAUAGUAGUUGCAUGCCCUGCUGAAAAUGUCCAUCGCUAUAAUGCUCUGUGAGGUUUUGCUUGUACAAAUAGAAAUCCAGCCGGUAUACCACCGUACAAAAAGGAGCAGAAUGAAAAACACUGUACAACUUGGCAAACAAAUGCAAAUAGAAAAAAAAAAAGUAAUGUAUAAAAAUACAUGGCAUACAUACCCAAAUGUACAAAAAAAGGAACUGCCGAAUGCAUUUUGUGCAUAAUGUGCACUAGCUAAUAGACCUGAGAAAACCUGUCUGCCUAGUAGAAGUUAAAAAAACGACAGGUGGAAUGGCAUGCUCUGGCAACAUCUCGCGAAACUGCUUAUGUAGAAUAUAAAUGUAAUCCAUCUCAUCUGGUGGUGGGAUAAAAUGGCAUUUUAACCAAAUCGGACAUAAUGUAUCUUCCCAUUACAUCAGUUUUUUUUACAUUCCAAAGGUAUGUCUUUAUUAAUGGCCACAAUGUUUUAUAUUACAUCGGUUUUCUUUUUUUAAUAUAUAUUUAAUAUUCCUACAAAUAAUACCGGUCAUAACUAAAACGGUGAUUUUUACAAGAACACAGUUUGUAGGAUAUAAGUUGGGGGAGGGAGGGGACUGGAAGCCUGCCGCGUGUGUUUGUUGAGAAAACUAUUACACAGAACUUAAGAUUGGCAAAAGCAAUUCUUGUUGUCCAAUGUGUCUAACCUCUAUUUUUUUUAAUAUCUCCAGUAUAUAUUCAUGUUUAACUUGAUAGGUAUAGCUGAAUGGUGAAACGCCUUACACAUCAGCUCAGCAUUUUUAGUUAGAGGUGUUUAACUCGCUCCCUCUUGCUGAACGAUUUCUCCCAUAAUUCCUUGCUAGACUAUGGCUUGCCCAAGUGAGGUACAUUCUCCAAACCUCCAGUAGGUGUUCUGAAUACUUACCAUGGAGCCUCAUUGACUUGGAAUGCAGUGUAGAUAUUCAGUGUUGCAGUUGACAGGGAUUUGAAAUAAUAAAAGCUAGAGUCCAGAGGUUUCCUUAUUUCUCUGAAUUUAACUUUACCUUGUAUUUGCUGGCAAUGAAAGGCUCUAUAAACGCUUCCAAUACAAGCUGUUCUAUAGUCACAUGAGAGCCUAAAACACAUAUUUAAAGAAAUUGUCUAUUUUUUUUCGUCAAGUAAUUAAGGAAGGGUUAGUUCUUCAGAAUGGCUGACAGGUAGUGCACUUUUCAUUGGUAUUAGUUUUUGUUUUGCUGUUUCAUGUUAAAAUACCCAUCUGUCAGCACACAUUGAUAACUGGCUUAACCCUUUUGUUUCCUUUCAGCCGCAGCAAGCCCUCUACACAUGCUGGCGACUCACGCCUCUGCGUCCGCCUCUCUCCCAACCAAGAGGCAGAACGGAGACCAGUCCGACCAGCCGGACCUAAAACGAAACAAAGUAGAUGAACGUGAGGAUUUAGUGAUAGCCGUAAACCGAGAAGUCAAAAUGGAGGGAACCACAACAUCAAAUGAACAGGACAACCAAAAAUAGGAUCCGUGGCAACUUUUUUCUUUUUCUUUUUCUUCUUUGUUCUAUCAUUGUUUUUUGUAAGUUACAUACACAAAGAAACAAAACAGAAAAAGGUGCCAAAUGCAGACACUCUUUAUCGAACAGGGCCCUGUGGAAAACAAAACUUUAUAGAUCAGCACUGAAAAAAAAAAACACAGGUGGCCUUAAAAACUACAAUUAACAAUUUCAGAAAGGAAAAAAACACACAAAUGAUGUAGGUUUUUUCCCAUUUUCCUGGUUAUCUUAAGGCCGUCCCCCCUUUCCUGCUCGUUCGGUGCACACAAUUGGAAGUACGCCCUAGUAUGGAAGGAGACGGAUUUUUUAAAACAAACUACGUUCACUGAUGCGUGGUUACUCAUUUUGUUUUGUAUUUUCCUUUUACGUACUGAGCACAUCAUUGUGGUUCGCAUGAUAAGUGCUUGUUGUGGACUGGAUGAGAAAUAAGAGUAUAUUUCUUUAAAGGGAGAAGCUAUAAUUUCCAUCUCUUGGCAGCUAGCCUCCUUUUAUCCCCCCUUUCAGAGCCAGGCAAAAGCUCAGUCUUGGUUGUGAACGGGCUUAUAUACAUCAGAUUGCAUCUGUUUGCUGGACACAUGGAUUUAGGAUUUUCAUUUCCCAGCAAACAGACGGGUCAUACAUUUCGUCGUUUCCAUCCACUCCAGUUCUACAGCUACUUUAUUUUGCAAAGCCAAGUUCUUUGGAUGUUUUUUGAUUUUGGUCAAACUGAAUGUAGUUUAUAUUAUUUUGAAUUUUUUUAAUUUCUUCUUUUUUUUUUUUUCUGUAUUUGUUUUUAGUCCCAGUAGCCGCUACAUCUUACACCUGCAAGAUGUAUGUUUUGUUGGUUUUUUUUUUUUUUUAUAUAUGAGUUGUGUGCGUUUUUUUAUCCUCUUCAUAUUUUAUUCUGACAUGACCCCAUAUUUUUUUUCUGGCCAUUUUUGUGGUGAUUAAAAACAAAAGCUUCUUUUGAGCGUGCAUGUAACAAGACUCUUGGGAAGAAAAGGAAAAAGAGAAAAAGUAAAGUAAGAGACAUUUAACAAAUUGUAAAGAAACUGCUAUGAGUUUUGAUCAGAGCUGCACUUAACUCCUUGCCCCUUCUGUUCUCUGUUUCCCUGGCCUAAAUAUCCUGUCUUUCACCCUUCCUCCCACUACUUCUAGAGUAAAGAAACUUGCUUAAUAUUGUGUAUGUUUAAAUGGCAGAACCAGCUGUUAAGCUCCCACUUAGAGACGUAAAACAGACCAACAAAAAAAACAAAUGACAAGACAUCAAGAAGAAAACAAAAGCAAAAAAUAAAAAAAAUCGUAAAGCAAAUGUCUCCAGGGUACAGUCAACAUUUUUACAUAUUAAAUAACAAUGAGGUUUUGGCUCUCAGCACCUUGACUAGGACUUUUUAAGAGGUUUUUGUUUUACUUUUAACAUGUUAAUUACCAAUAUAAUAAUGGAAGCCCUGUCUGUUCGUGUCACGAAUGUGUGUGUGUUUUGUUUUUUGUUUUUCUUUGUUUGUUUUUGCCCCUUUUCCCUCAGUGGAGGUCCACAAAUCUUUUAAACAGUGGGCUAUUUUUAUUGGCCAAGCUUUAUUCAAGCUCUUGGUGUCCACCAAAAAUGUACAAAGAUUUUUUUUUUUCCCCCUAUCAUGUUAUAUAUGCCGUUGGGUUUUAUUCUAAACAGCAGAUGUUCGACCUGUAAACACUAGCUUAAAAAGUUUGGACCAUUACAAAAAAGUCUGUUGCCUAAUUCAAGUACAGCAGGGUUGAUUUUAUUUAUUCCUAUUUUGUGUGUGAUUUGGGACCAUUAAAAUAUUUUGUACUCUUGAAAUGAAUAAAGCCAGGAGUAUGACAUUUCACAUGAAAAAUCUGCUUCGUUGUAGACGGUUUAAGUGUGUAAAAAAGGCAACAUUUCUGUGAUUAUCUGCAUCUACCAACAGACUUGAAUUUGACAGCAUCUCUGCGGAAGCACGUGUGGUUUUAGUCCUCCUUGCUCCAGUAGGGAUAGUCUAUAAUCCCUGAAAUGAACAAAGAAAACGUUACCUGCGCUCUGGCCUAAAUCCCCAUGUGCUUUUAAACAAACAUGGAGGCUCUUUAGUUUUAUUCUAAUGGCCAUUUGAAUAUAUAAGCUCACCUGCCACGUCAAGGCAAGCCUCAAUAGGUGAGUUCCUACACUAGCCAUUAGAUAUGCUGAUAUCAGCCAAGAGUCUCCAGUGAGACAGGAAGGGGUAUUUUAUAAACCCUUUAACCCUUUAUAGGGCUUCUGCACAUACAGUAAACUUUGCUGAUAUCAGACAAAGUGAGACAAAAAGGGGUGUUUUAUAAACCCUUUAACAUUUAACCCUUUAUAGGGCUUCUGCACAUACAAUAAACUUUGCUGAUAUCAGACAAAGUAUAGACGUCUCUAAUGAGACAUGAAAGGGUGUUUUAUAAACCCCUACAUACUUUACCCUAAAUAGGGCUAUAACAUACAAAUCACCUUGCUGGUAUGAGCUAAAAGGCAAAUUUCUCUGAGACAGGAAGGGGUGCUGCCCCUACAUACUUAUAAAGUCUUAAUAAGACAAACGUGGGAAGGCUGGCAGCAAUGUAACAUAGCUGAGUGAUACAAAAUUCAUAUACAAACACAAAGAUAAAGCACCGCGCUUACAGCAGCAGUGGCUUAGUAAUCCCUGAAAUGUUCUUGUAAAUUGGUUUGAAAGGCACCAAGAUGGGUUUUGGUUGCACUGCAGUUUCCGUUAGGGCCACAUGUACCUUAAUUGUAAGCUGGAACCCCCCAAAAAAUUAAGUGAAUUUUACAUUUUGGACCAAAAUGAAAACACAGCC